Molecule: messenger RNA, 51574 nt
Organism: Spirometra erinaceieuropaei
Lineage: Eukaryota; Metazoa; Platyhelminthes; Cestoda; Diphyllobothriidea; Diphyllobothriidae
Source: the annotation of a GenBank genome assembly
AUGGCCACAUCAAGUCCGGUAGGCGAGAUUUUGUAGACAACUUUUGUUACCUAUCGGAAUGGUCAAGUCUUUGUAAGCUUGUUGGUGGGCCUUCCUCCGGCGGUGGCCAGUAUUGCCGUUCACAACCGCCAGAACAGCGGCCCCUUUUCCAACUGUUGGAACACUGGACUUAAAGCUCUACCACCAAGGAAUUCACCUUCGAAGCCCAGGUUAUCCAGACCCCAGCAUACAUAUGACCUACUGACAUCGAUCUAUAAGUCAGUAGUUACCAUCCUAGUCUCCUUUGCAUUUUUGGCACCGCUACAUGCAUAUAUAUAUAUGGGCAGAACAGGAUAAUCGACAAAGACAAGAGAAAUUGAAAUGACCAUUUCCGGCUGAUUGGCCGUCGCCAGCCAGCCAUACCUAACCACGAAGUGUGGGACACCUAAGGCUCGACCCCGAGACCUGUUGGUUAGAAGCCAGAAAUGUGCUUUUCAGUCUGCCUUGUUUUUGUCGGCGAUAUUGUAUAUAUAUAUAUAUAUAUAUAUAUCAGGAAUGGGCGCACACCGAUCUAUUGGCUUCACAAAGCAAACAAGCUCCGUAUGUGUGGCAAAGGUCACGAACAGGCAACCAAUUACCAGGCCGAAGUCGGCCAAGUCAUAAUAGCAGCGAGGAGGGACGACAGAGAAUGCGGGUAGAUUGAUACAGCACUGUUUCGGGCUUAUUCUGCCUUCAUUCAGCCAAUCAUAACCCUGACCACCAGCAGUUGGAACCAGAAACACAAACAUGCGCACAGACGCACCUGGCGCAGUCGGUCCACCACUGGGGUCUACCAGAUGGGUCAUAAGCACUAGUAGUAGACAUAGAUGAGAUGGUACCGACAAAGAAAAGGGAGACCGGAAUGGCCAUUUCUGGCUUAUUAGGCUGUGCGACUGCCUGCGAGGGUUCUAGUAUGAGCCCCAAGGCACAACGGAACGAGCAUGUUCCGUAACCUGAUCGGUGAGCGCCCACUAUCAUAAUUAAUAGUCACGAUCACAACCGACAGGACAACGGGCCCGUGGCUCAAUGGUAGAGCGUUUAACUCCAUGGCCAAAAUCCCGGGUUCGAAUCUCAAGUGAUCCACACUUGGGGUUGGGUAUGACUGGCUGAUGACGGCUAAUAAGCCAGAAAUGGCCAUUCCGGUCUCCCUUGUCUUUGUCGGUACCAUCUCAUCUAUGUCUACUACAAGUCGCUGUGCGACUGCCUGCGAGGGUUCUAGUAUGAGUCCCAAGGCACAACGGAACGUAUAUGGAUUUUUACUAGUCGCUAUGCUUCCCUCUGCGAGUGCCCAUGGUUGAACUCUAAAGGGCAACGGAUAGAGUAUGACCAGUAAGAUGAUUGUGAACGUCACAUGCAUGGGAGCACGCUGAUCCAGUGCCUUCCGUUAGUAAGGUGGCUCCGAAUGAGUUGUUCACAACCUACCUGGCGGACCCCGUCUGUUGGCUAACCGCACAUCUUCGUUUUUAUUUUUAGAUUAAUUAAGGUAAAAUAAUCUCGAAACACUGCAGCAUCCAUCCGCCCUCAUUCCUCUUUUUACAUCUCCUCUGAUACAGUGUGUUGACCCAGGAGGCUCUUCGACCUGAAUCCGUCUAACCAUGGUUUUUCGCCCUUGCACUAGGUUCCAAAGUAAGGCGAGACCUAAAAAAGCAAGUGGGUUUCAAAGGUCAAAACAGACCGCCAAAUCUUCAGGUGGCACCAUGGUGUCACCAUGUGGACUUUCAUCGUCGUCGGCCGCGAUCUUUGGUCCAGAUGGCCUGGUCUUUGUUCACUGAGGCCAGUACGAUGCUGUUUCGUAACAUCCCGACCGUUUUUGCCAGAAAAAAACUUGUCAGAUGAGCGCAACCUUCCCAGACCAUUUUAUUUGUGCGCGUUAUUGGAGUCUUUGCCGAUGCUUCGGCCCAGUAUCUGCCGACGCCUGACGAUUUUUCCGCUAUAGAGGCCUGCGUGUUCCAUUUUACGGCCGGUUUCCUUGUCGAUCGUUUCUUUGUACAUAGAGAAUAUGGUGGAUGCGGAAGUGUGAUCCAGCAAAGUAUUUUGUCUUUACGCGUCCACUUCAACGCACAUUCGCCAGGAAUAGCUCAGUUAUCCGUAGAAAGUCCCCGAGGAGUUACUAUCCCUACUCUUCUUUGGACGAUGUUUAGCUUUGGACGUUAGUUGAAUUGCUUGUCAGAUAACCAAUCACAGCCGCCCACGUCUGUGAACCACGAAAAGAACUCGCUGGUUCUUGAAAAGAAACGCCGUUGCCUCCGCCAUAAGCCUCCAUAUUUUAGCUGAUUUUCUAACAAAGCUCAUAGUAUGCAAACUCCAAAUGUUCACGAUUUGCUUAAUUUGCUCUAAUGUUUGUUCAUAGUAAUACGAGAGCAACAGAGUCUGUCGGUUUGGGGUCUUUCGCCAAGCUACUUUACAACGUCCAUUCUCGUUCAUCAGAGUCCCCUGGGAUUGGUUAAGUGUUCGACCUUAAAUUCAUCGCCCUUCAGGUGAUUUAGUAAAUACAUGUUCCCAGAAGACCAAGAGUACAUCCUUGAUAGUCCUACAUACUUCGUUUGCUGACUUAUAUGCCCUGUAAGCGAGGUGAUCCUUCUAAGUCUGAAAAAAAGGGGCCUCUCUACUACGCAUCUUUUCUAUUUCCUCAUUGUCAUCUGCGCUCUUUCUGGAUCGUAUUUUAAAUAGCACUUGUAAAGCCUCUAAAUGUCCUUUGCAGUCACAUUUAGAUCUACGGCACUGGUCGUUGAUUGGCUGAUGAUACCCUUUAUCCGUCACUUGCUCCUUUGAUGUUGCUGCUGUCGUCACCACAGACGAGUCCAAAAGCUCAGUAAAACAAAUGAAUGGCUUUGCUGCCCGAUUAGCGUCUUUUUUCCCUAUUCAUACAUCCACCUGCAAGUCGAACAUCCGCCUCCGGUCGUGAAUUAAAAAACUCGGAGAGUUUGAGGAAAUUUUGUUGGAAAAAAACUUUCGGCCUUUAUUGCCCAUCAUAAGCCUUGACCAUUAACGGCGCUUUGAGCAGCUGGAACUAAGUCGUCGAGCACAUUCAAAGUCGGUGCCAGUUGCUGCUCCUUCGAUGGUUCAGAUGGUCCUGUGAUGCGGACUACAGCAUUCUAGAGUCCCCUCAAAACUGACGACUCGUAAGAUGCGCUGAACCAACACAGGAGCCAGAUCAGACUACGACAUGCGUUAACCAGGCUCCGCUAAGUCCGUGCAUCCCGUAAUAAUAUUGGGGCGUCUGGGCACGCCUAGGCGCAGGUACUUGCGCCCAAUCCUAGCACCAGCUCGAACAGUAAACUGGUCCAUGGGAGAGGGAGGAGGGGGUUCGGUCGACUAUGGGGAAUCUAUCCCAGCGACACUCAAGGACAUUCCUCACUAUACAAAAUCUGAUCAAGCUCUUCGAAACGUCAGCACCUAAAUAAACCCGUUCCGGUGAGCCCGUCAUUUUCUUCAAAUCAUUAACGCGUAUCCCUCAACGUUGUGAAUCUAAAUCUGACUAGCUGAUAAAAUAUCGCUGUGUGCCAGAAGCCGUGGCGAUCCAUUGCGGGCCAACUCGGUCAUCCUCUCAGGACGAAUAGUCAAGUCGCACUGGCCUCUCCUUAAUGUAACCUCUACUUCACUUCCAAUCUGAUGGGAUCCAAGCCGCCCAUUCUUCCCCUGAAAAUCUGGUUCAUCGUGCGCGGGUCAGAUCGAGUUUGGCGCUCGUAGAGGAACUGUUUUACCCUUUCAGUCAAUGCGCGGACUUCGCCUCCGGUCGUUCUAACUUGGUUUUGUCACUGUGCCCAGCGGGGAGAGGAAGGAGAGAGUGCAACAAAUGCUGCGCAGGUCGGCUACCCCUACAAACCAAUCCACGCGCAAGUUGUCGUCCUGCAUCUGGCAGUUCGUCCAUCGAUUCCUAUGAUGCCCACCGUAUGCUCCCCAAAGGAGGGUGAACGCAGAGACGGUAACUUGCGCGCGGUUUGGAUUAUAGUGACGGCAGACUUGCACUGUAUCUACCGUGCUCUCUCUUCCCUAGCCCUGGAUGGGCUAGGAGCUGCAGAGUCGUCUGCGACAGUGAUGUUGCUAGUGGUGGCCACGAUAGUGGAAGGGGAGUUGGUAGUGUGGGAUAUAGGAAAGUUGGCUGGUGUUCAAAGGGUGUCAAUAUUAUGGUGAAUUCAACUGUUAUGAAUACGCAAAGUGGCCGGCUUUAUGGUAAAGCCCCUUGCCUCCAGUAUCAGCUACGCCUAUCGUUUAUUCUCAUUUCAAGCUCCCCAUCACGUUAUUCGGGAGUGCUUCAUUGAUGCAUCCCUGUUAUAUCUGUGGUGUUGACUGUAAGCGCUCAUCAUUUUCGGCCCAGAUUAACGUUUGUGUUCUUACCAGAGUCGCCAGUAGGCAGUUCUACGGGGAUAUCCACAUUCACUCGUGUCUACUCACUGUCUGCGGCAAACUGCAUCGUAGAGUUUGCUGCAACCUCGAUUGUCAGAUGAGCAAUAAGCAGAACCGCGUGCGAUGCGAUCGGAGCGUAAGAAGAAAAGAAUGGCUCCGCUAAACCGAUGUGUCGAACUCAAUCUCGCAUAUGAGGCUCAGAGCAGGGCAAAAAUAUCCUGACAGUUGAUUGUUAAGAUUUGCAGAUCGACAAAAUGUCACAGAGAGUUGAGUUAGGGAGUAAUAGAGGAGUGUAAAUAUUCGGUCAUAUCUAGUGGGAAUGACAUUGACGGCACCUAUUUCGACCAGUAAAACAGGGGAAGGUGCGUAGAACGUGUGCUGCUAGGUCCGUGAUGAGGCAAACUUUUCGCCGUCAAGAACGCUUUCGGAGCCCUGAAAACAGAAUUCAGAAUUAAUUAUAUAUCGAUUUAAGGAAAAAGCCAGAAAGGAAUCAGAUUCCUAUUUCCUACUAAAAGUUAUAGAUUUAACAAUAAUGCAUAGGAUAGGGGAGGAGGGGGGGCACUCACCGAUAGGUUUUGUGGAACUCACUCGUCCCGUUGCCCCUUACCGCCUCUCUCUCGAGCCAAACCAGCAGCCGCACAAUGGCGCAUGAUGCAGGCAGAAUGUUAUUGCCGACAAAAACAAGGGAGACCGGAAUGGCCAUUUCUGGCUCAUUAGUCGUCCUCAGCCAGUCAUGCCCAACUCCAAGGUGUGGAACAACCGAGGCUCGAUCCAGCGGCCUGUUAAUUAAAAGUCCAACGCCCCUAACCACUGAGCCACGGGUUCGUUGUCCUGUCGGGUUCGAUCGGGAAUGUAUAAUGGUAGAGUGGGCCGCUGACCGACCGUUCUUAGGGCGGGCCACACUUCGGGGACGACGGUUAAUCAGUCGAAAAUGGCAAUUGCAGUCUCCCUUGUCUCUGUCGGUAAUGACAUUGUAAUAAUACAUAUACUGCUUUUAAAUAUGAUUUAAUUCUGCAAGUUCCGUUUAUCUUGAAUCUCGACGUGUUGGAACAAUUGAUCAUGCGAAGGACAAAUGUUUGUCUUCAUCGAAACAUAAUUUCUUUACCUGUCCUCCUUGGUUUCUGUUGUUUUAGGCGUGUUCAAGUUCUCCAGAGUCAUCAAGUGCUGAGAGCUGUUCGCAAUUUCAGCAGAAGUAUGUUGAUAUUUGUCGCCAGUGCGAUGAAUAUCGCGAUUUGGUGGAAGCUCAGGCAGAUACGAUUAGUCAACUUCGAUCGCAAAUAAUGGUAAGAUGGCAGUCCCUUGCUGGUGGAGUUUCUGUUGCGCUAGGUCCUGAAGUCGAAACACGCUUUACAUUGUUUUACUCUCUUUCGCAUGCAGGAUCUCCGGACAGAUGCUAAACGACUAGCUACGAGUACCACCACGCAGGUAAGGUUUUUUCAAAUGUAACGCAAGCAGAGAUCUCUCAUUUUCUACCUUUUCUUUUAUCGCACGCUCCCGGACGUUUGAAAAUUAAGGAGCAUUUGAUUUAUAUCUGCAGAUCGCAGUUCUCUGAAGAUCCUAUUUUUGUCUCCUGUCCCAGGACUUGAUAUAUGUGAUAACACUCCUUUGACAGUGAGGCGACGAUAUGCCCUGUGACCGAGAGUUCUUCUACUACUGCAAAAAAUCUCUUUUGAAAGCACGCGCGGGGGUCUUGCCUAUUUUGCCAAAGUUCCGCAACUAACGGGUUAACUCGCCCCCCCCCCCCCUCAGGGCGGAGAGUCAGGCUGCAGUGGCUCCUUCUUACUGCGACAUUUUUGGCACUCCUACUCACUUGGGACCCGAGCCGUCCGCCCCCUCCUUUUCUUGUUUUAAAGAAGCUUUGUCAGUUUGCGUUGUAGACCAGUGGGUGCGAUGGUACAGUAGGUGGGCUAACUCAUGAAACGUCGGCCGAAAUUUCGAAUUGCGUUCUCGUUUCGAAAAUAUUAGUUAAAUAUGGUUGUAGCUAUAAUCAUCGUGCAGCAUAAUUCUAUAAUGAGCCAGUUACCUCAGGGUGCCGGCUUUCGAAUGAACUUAUUUCCGACUGCAUGCCAGAUCUAUACUUUGCAAAAAAUGACUACUUAAGUAGCAUGCAAUUAUCCCACUGAUUUUCGAUGCCCUUGAAAAUUCAAUUAUAUUUCAUGGAAAAGGUGCAUAAAAAUAUUCAUUCUUUUACUUAUUCGGUAGAAAAUCACGUCUUCUUCCGAUUUUUAACUCGAAGGAGGGGUAUACUUCGGUUUCAAAAAAGUUUCCAAUUGUGGGAUUUUUUAAUACCGUGAAAUGGCCCUUUAUAAAACUUCAUGUCUCUGCAUUUACCAAGGUGGCUUGUAAAGUUAACAAUAUUGCCCAAACCCACUGCUUAAUUUUAUGAACCCUAUAUGAUCUUAUCUUAAUACCGUAGAGAAAUGUGUGGUUUUCCGUACACGGAAAAUAUACGGCUUGUAGUCUGGAAACCCUGAGUGCAAGUAUAACAGCAGGUCUAGUUCAGAAUUAAUCGGGAAUUAGAAAAGUUUUUUUAAACCGAAUUAUACUCGUACUUUGCGUAAAAAAUUGGAAGAGGACGUGAUUUUCUACCGAAUAAAUAAAAGAAUGAAUAUUUUUAUGCACCUUUUCCAUGAAAUGUAAUUGGAUUUUCAAGGGCAUCAAACAUCAAUGAGAAAAUUGCAUGCUACUUAAGUAGCCACUUUUUGCAGAGUAUAGUUUUUCCAUGCAGCCGCAAAGAAGUUCGUUCGAAAGCCAACACCCUGAGGUUACUGGAUCACUAUGUAGAACUCUGCUGCAUGAUGAUUAGUUUUACAACCAUACUUAAUUAAUCUUUUCGAAACGAGAACGCAUUUCGAAAUUUCGGUCGAUAUUUCAUGAGUUAGCUCAUUUACUCUACGUCUAGGUGCGGGUUUUUGCCGUGCCAGCAACCCGCGUGCUCUCCCACCUCCCGGUCUUUCCACUCUUUCACGACACCAGGCUCAAAUGGGGGAGGAGGGAGUGCGGUAGAUGCUGCUCAAGUCUGCCACAAUUUUAAACUAAUUCACGCGCAGGUCACCACCCCUGCACAUGCUGUAGAGCUCAUACGCUGGGCGUAGUCGGAAACGACGGUCGAACUGUCAUGCCCUUCGCGUAGACCGCUCUGUUGUCCAAAUUGGUAUUUUUUGUAAAACUGCCUGCCUCGAACAAUUUACGCUGUGCGUCCUUGUUUAGAUUUCUAUGAUCGUUUAGCUGCUCCUGGGCAUCUUCUUCUUCCUCGCACUACUACUGUUAUCAGUAGUAUUCCUCCUGUUGAAUUUAUUGCUCCCUUUUCUUAUUUUCUCCUUCGAUCACGGGUUCCUAGUGGUUGCCCUUUAUUCAAUACGCGUAAAUUAGUUCCUCAGUUUGGCUGGUAUAUUAAAAUUCACGUCUGCAAUUCUUUCUCGACCGAUUACAAAGAUCUUCGCAUGUAUCGGGGAAUUUGGUUCAUACUUAUCUAGUGCAAUAUAGAGUAAGAUGUGGUUAUGUAGCCCCGCCUGAUGGACACAAUACUGUUGGGGUUGAUGUUAGGAUUAGAGGUUAAGAAUACGGGUUAUGGUUGGGGGUUAGGGUUAGGGGUUAGGGCAACUAUUUCUCAACCACUCAAAGUUCAACCGCGCAUUCCCAAUAACUUUUCUUUUGCACACAACUACUUGACCUCGUUGACUGUGCGUUCUCCGGCCCCACCGUUAAUAAGCUCCACUACCACCGGUGCCGUAUUACAGGUGGCUGGAGUUUGUUUACUUCAGGUGGGGCUGCAUAACCACACCUGACUCAAUACAGCACGGGCUCCUUAACCGUAUUUUGUGGGGCACAAAAAACGAUGCUGAGAUAUGAGGUGUACAAUACAGCCCAAGGUCGCUGAAUUAGGACCGCCGUUCACAAAGCCAACAAAUUUUCCCUAUGGUCAGAUCAUGGCUAUAAGGCGGUGUCGGGUCGCAGAAAUCUAUUGCUUGUCAAUGCCCGAGUAGAGGCAAAAAAGACGCCACUGCAGCCUCAGGGCAGCUUCUGAUGACCACAGUGUUAUUUUUUUCUACACUAGUGCUGAUCACGUAUUUUAAAUAGGUAAUUGUUACAUUCAGAGCACAAGUCUUACGUAUGCAAAACCGUCAGCCGAUUUGAUAAUAUGCACUAGCACCAUUUCCCAAAGUAAACGCAGUCAGGGAGAAACUGCGUCGAGAAGCUACUAGUGACUGCCGUAAAGUACACUUGUGCUGAAACUCUGAACUGUUGACCUACGUCCCAAUUGCGUUUUAAGGCAACAAAUGUCAUUUAAGUAGUACGGCUGUACCAAAGAACAUGGGGCGUGACCGCAGGCCAAUUCAUACGUUACGGUCUGCGAGCUUUCACUAAGAACCUCCGAAAUCGCACUGGGUGUUCUCAUUCACAAUACAUUCUUUGAGAUCCUGCACAUGUUUCCGUCGAUUUUCUUAAUUAACAACCUGAGUAAUUUUUCUAUUUUACCCAGUUGUGAAAAAGGGAGGGUAUUAGGGGGGAGGGAACAAUAAACACUAUUUUUGGAUCCUUCAUCUCAUGCGACAGGUUGACUGUUGUUACCGGCGUGCACUUCACAGCAGAGUGAGUUAGGGACGAUGACUGGCGCGGGAACUACUUUCUGGUAAUAGUAGGCUUGCAUUCCAUCUACCGCAUUCUCCUCCCCCUCCCCCCCCCCCCACCCGCGUCCAGUGCCACGACCGAGUCUGAAAGACCAGAGACUAGAGAGGGCGAAAACUGCUGUCAUGGCAAAAGCCCGCACCUAGGCGUACCAACACACCCCCUCGCCCGCAACAGACACUGAACAGGAUAUGCAUAACAAGAAGAUAAAAGGAAGGCGGCGAUGUCAGUCCGCGACUGAGCUUGCCGCCGCAGCCUAAAUUUUGACAUUUGUUGUGGGUGUACAUUGCCAAUAACGCCUGCCGGACCCCUGUGUGGCUCAGAGCAUCCAGCGCGUGGUCCCUUUUUGGGGCAAAUCCCUCUCAAGCAUGGCGCAAUUCAUUCCUGAAAAUCCAAAUGACGGCCCACUCCUGGAAGAGAAUAUGCGCAUCCCAGGUUCUUGUUUAAACGAAGACGAAGGCACCAUCACUGGGACGGUAGACUUAGUGGCCUUAGCUUUAGAACUCGAACUGCAGUUCAUCAUCAGACACUGCUACAGCGCAGCAACGUGUGAACAUUUAUGUCGUUGUGCCGUGGGGGGAGGGGGCUACGUCCGUGGCUAGGUCUGGUUUGUGCUACCUGGUCCACGAUGGUCCCCCGGCGUGGUGAUGGCGUUUGUACUUCGCGGUGAUGUGAGCUGCGCCACCUGGCUGCGUGGGCGGAGGGCGUGAUAACGCGCAGGCAAAUCAAUGUGUCUAUUGAUAGAGUUGGUGUCCUACACCCACGCCUCCAACAUUUCUCGCCCCGUCUUGUUGCCGGCUCGCGCCAAUAUCCGCGUGUUGGCGAAGUCGAACUCAUGGCCUUCCUCCAGCGUGUGAGUGGCGGCUUGAGAUAGCGGGUCUCCUCUCCGAACGGCCCGUUUGUGCUCAAGUAUUCGUGAGCUGAGACGUCGUCCUGAGCGAUGCCCACGCUUAACUCUGACGCAAUGCGUCCUGUAGCCUCGGACACAUUCUUUAUGUAUGGUAGGGAGUGCCAAAUCGUUGGUGUCUCUCUUCCAUUUGUCCGUCGUGGAUGCGUGCGUAUGCAGCGGCUGAUGAAACUAUUUGGGUAGCAGUUCUUUAUUAAUUGGUUCCUUAGAUGCCGUAUUUCUUGCAUCCUUCCCUCGGGCUCUCUACAGUGCGUUUUUACCCGGUCGAAACCCAAAAUCAUUACGAACGAAAAUGUAGUACACAACUUAUCGUCAAAGCAGUAAAGCGAAUCGGAACUCAGAUUGUUGAGCCACGAAGCCGCUUUUAACACUGUUUAUGACACCCUAGCCGACUUCAUUGUCGCACUUGAGGGCAUGUUAGUACAAACUAACGCAACCGAAGAGGCUAAACACACGGUGCGCCAAAAGGUCACGUCUCUCCUUAUGAUGAACAGAGACGCUAGCAAUAUGUCGCCCGCAGAAACAGAAGCAAUGAAGAGAUUAAAAAUGGACAAAGAUAUUAUAUUGCUACCGGCCGACAAAGGAAGAGCAACCGUUUUGAUGAACCGCGUUGAUUACAACGAGAAUGAACAAGCUCUUUUGGACGACCCACAGUCCUACAUGUCCGCACCCGCCUCGCAGGCUAAAUCGAUGAUUGGCCAACUGACGGGACUCUUAAGCCGAAUCCGGCACAACAAUGAAAUCUCGCUUGACGAAUGGCGCCAGACAAAACCAACCGACACGGCAUUGGCCAGGUUCUAUAAACUUCAAAAAUCCACAAACCAAACGUUCCUUUGCGGCCAAUCGUUGCCCUGAAAGGCAGCCCCACAUACAAUCUAGCCAAAUGGAUGUCUCGAAAGCUCAAUUUUCUCCGAGAGGGCUCUGUCACGUCAGUCAAUUCGGCCUCCCAAUUCCUUGCCGACGCUCGAGGAAAAACUAUUCGACCGGACCAGAUCAUGGUAUUCUUCGACGUUGUCUCACUUUUCACGUCCAUUCCACCAGACCUGGCGCGCGACGUGCUACGCAAACGCCUCAAAGAAAAGUACGACGAAACAACAGGACCCCUAAAGAUCCAGCACCUCAUGCAGCUCUUUGCAUUCUGUCAACGGACGUAUUUUACCUUCGAUGGCAGAACAUACGAACAAAUCAAAGGAACACCCAUGGGUUCCCCAAUAUCCAGCCUAGUUGCGGAAUUGGUCCGACAAGAGCUGGAAAAGGUUGCUUUCAGCCACUACAAACCUGCGUUUCGGCGCCGAUACGUGGGCGAUACAUUCGUCAUUAUUGAAAAGAACAGGCUAUCGGGGUUUCAAGACUUGCUUAACAGCAUCUUCCCCGACAUUCAGUUUAUAAGAGAAGACGAGGAGGCCGAGAAACUACCCGUCUUUGACUUUCUCGUCACGCGCACACCUGAUGGUAAACUCAGCAUUACAGUGUACAGAAAGUCGAACAAUACAACCCAGGUCCUCAACUAUCAUAGCAACCACCCAUUAAUGCACAAACGGGACCGUGUGAAGGCGCUUUUCGACCGGGUAAAAACGCAUUGUAGCGAGCCCGAGGGAAGGAUGCAAGAAAUACGGCAUCUCAGGGACCAGUUAACAAAGAAUGGCUACCCAAAUAGUUUCAUCAGCCGCUGCAUACGCACGCACCCACGACGGACAAAUGGAAGAGAGACACCAACGAUUUGGCACUCCCUACCGUACAACAAGAAUGAGUCCGAGGCUACAGAACGCAUCCCGUCAGAGCUAGGCGUGGGCAUCGCUCAUCACCCGGCGGCCACCAUGCGUAGCAGGAUCAUGAAAAUGAAGAAUCGGCUGGACGCAGGUGAACAGUCGGGCGUAGUCUAUCGAAUCCCGUGCCAAAACGGUCCUUGCCACUACACAGGCCAGACAGGACGGCGUCUGAGCUCACGAAUACUUGAGCACAAACGGGCCGUUCGGAGAGGCGACCCACUGUCUCAAUUAGCCACUCACACGCUCGAGGAAGGGCAUGAGUUCGACUUCGCCAACACGCGGAUAUUGGCGCGAGCCGGCAACAAGACGGGGCGAGAGCUGUUGGAGGCGUGGGUGUCGGACACCAACUCCAUCAACAGACACAUCGAUUUGCCUGCGUGUUAUCACGCGCUCCGCCCACGCAGCCAGGUGGCGCAGCUCACACCGUCGCGAAGUGCAAACGGCGUCACCACGCCGGGGGAACAUCGUGGACCAGGCGGCACAAACCCUACCUAGCCACGGACGUACUCCCCCUCCCCCCGCAAGGAUGAACGAUAUAAAUGUUCACAAUUUGCUGCACUCGAGUAACCUCUGAUGAUGAACUCUAGUUCGAGUUCGAAAGCUCAGGCAAAUAAACUUACUGUCCCAGUGGUCGUGCCUUCGCCUUCUUUUAAACACCUGGUUUUCACACGAAAGCGGUGGAUGGGUGGAAUCUCACAUGCGUCACAGUGCCAUAGCGAUCACAUGGAGAAGGAACCAACAGGCACUUAUGUGCCGGCGAGGAAUGAUGUGAUAAUUUGUUUUGACCGGCCCUAUUUCAACCCAAAGUUUUCAUGGAUACGGAUAUAACAAAGUAGGCCCAUACAGUGACUGAGUACGUGUCAGCAGAGUCGACAGCGGAGGCGGGGGCGAUGAAUGUACGUUGCUGUUCCGGGCAUUGGUCCGGGACACCCUCUUUUAUUGGAGCUGAAGAUCCUGGUUAGUGUACGUUCUGGAUCAGGGAGUGUGGUAGUACGCGUAGAUGCGGGUAUAAGUUGUGUCAGCCACACCUCUUGGUUCUGUCUUGACAUCGUGUCCAGGUGGGGGAGGAGGAGAGAGUGCGGUAGAUGCAGCGCAAUUCAACCGUCAUUAUAAACUAGCUUACUCGCAAGCUACCGUCCCUGCUUUCAUUUUGCACGGGGACACCUGGUGAAAAUCGUCGGUUCCGACGGUCUGACUGUCAGUUUACCCGUCUUUGUGCAUUGAUUCGCAAGUGACCGAUCAGGCCGAUCCCUGCUGUGAAGAUGCGAUCGCAAUGAGUACGGAUUAGGAUGGUAGUGGGGGCAGUGAUGUUGAGUGUGGCAGUUGGAUGGGAUGUCGGUAGUGUUAUCACCGUUUUGGGGGUGGGACGAAUGGUAGUCAUCGGCGUCGUCGUCGUCGUAGGUAGGUUUUUGGUAGCAAUGAUCCAGAUGGUAUUCAACGGUGACGGUGGGGGCGGCACACUGAUGAGCCGAACCCCUUACAGCUGUGUCAUGCAGCACGGGAAUAUCGGUGAAACACGCGUGUAUGGGCCUUUAGAUAGGGUAUGGGCUGUUAGUAUGGUAUCAUCUUACCCUAAAGUACACUACUAGCUGCCUGUCGGCAAUUGAUGAAUAUUACGCGGUUACCCGCUGUGGCUGAUUGACUUCGGCCUAAAUGUUCAUACAUCAAAUUUCGGUUUGCGCCUAUGGACCUUGGAAUAGAUUAAUCUACUCCUAUUUCGCAGUUACUCUCUGAGGAAAUUAAAAAGCAACAAGACGAUAUCUUUGCCCAAACCUACCUCCCAUAAAUUAUAAAUUACCGGGGGCUGAGAUAUUUGCCAUAUGGCACGUGAGAAGAAGGACGGGCGUUCAGCGACAGAGGUUUAUUUUGAGUCUGAAGGUAGAGAUAGUAAUUUCGGUUACCGACCAUCUGAGAUUGAAGAGUUGCAUGCAUAUUCCUCACUACGCAACGCAUCUGCCUGUUGUGCGAACAUGCUGUAUGACAUUACUUAAAUGAUAGUUUUUAUUUCGAAAGAUUUACAAGUGAACAGAGCGAUCUUCAGCCUGCACGGUAAUGCGGGGAAUUGACUAGUUAUAGUGCCCCCUUCUAAUGACUUUUGCAAAUUCACCUAGGUAACUGUUUCGAUCUGAAAACUUCCUCGGAACUAUCGGCCAAUUUUUCAUGAGUUCUCACCCAUUUUGUAUGUACACUAUACACGUCUACAAAUCAACUUCAGAAUCGUCCAAUGCGACCAAGCUCUACUCUUCUACUUACUUAGGUCCAACAGGCACAGGAGUGUAUUGAACAGUUGCUGGAGAACAUAAAGGCUAUACAGGAAGAGCGGGAUCAAGCUGUAGCCAAAGUCAAGGCCUUAUUGUGUGAGAAUCGUGCUUGUAAGACAUCACCCGUACCAAAUCAGGUAAUUCCGCAGAUUUUUCAGGGCUUCUUCUCAACUGAGCUUUUUAAGCGCCCUUCAUUUAUUUUGCACAUUAAUUGGUUACUCGAUGAAAAGUAGUCCAGAAAAGUAGUUUGUAAUACGGAAGGACUAAAUUGUCUGCUACUUUUGCCCGCAAAGAUGUAGAGUCUCUGAUCAGGAAGCAACAGUCUGCGGGCUCGGCAAGAUUCAAAAACGAAAUCCCGGAAGAACAAAUAUACCUUGCCUAUCGCUAUGAUGUACAGCCUCCGAGCACACUGAGACAAUGAAGGCGGUUGACUCUUUGGCUCUUAGGGUGAGAAUCUACGCAACGUCUGCACGCAUCCUCGUGAGAAUUUCCUCUCGACCAAAGAGACGACCGUGAGCUGGCACAUGGGCGACCCCGAUCAGAUCGAUUUCGGUUUUCUAAACCUUAAGUGCACACCUCAAAUUUGGAAGCCGUGGAGGAGGAGUGGGUCCUAGAAUUGCACAAAAAUUCGUUUUCACUACUGAUGUCGAUGCACAGAAACUGAUUAUCUCGAUUCUCAAAAGAGGUGCUAGCAUGUGAUCAUGGGCGUUACUGAGAAAUCUUACACCCUAUUGAUUGAACUAUACAGAGCCCAUCGAGUCUAUGUAGAGGGCUCCACGGUUUAAAUUCAUAACUCUUGGGCCAUGGGAGUUCAAGGUCCUAUUGUCCUUCGUUUGCGUUUCAGAAUGGUCCCAGUUUACAGCGUUCUGUGCAUGCGCGCCAGAUGUCACCAGCAUUCUUUAACGUGAGAACCAUGCUGCCUUACCUAUUUUGCAUUAUUUUUUUUAACACUGUUCUCCUUACUUCUGCAGCUUUGAAAUCUACGCUCAUUUUUGUCGAAGUCAUAUUGGAACAAGGCCUUUAAAAUAUGCACAACCACGUUAGGCGGUUAUCUAUAAAGAAUUUAGAAGAGGACAGAUUUAAAGUUCUGUUAAGAAACGGAGAGCAGUGGAACCGUCGUGUUACGUCUUGCAACUAGGCCAGGAUGUCAUCACCGGGUGUCUUGGAAUUCCAGGUCUGCACAAAAUGGAAGGGACCUGUUUGGAAAACUUAUUAUUAUUGGCAUGGCCGUUUUCAGAUACAGUAUGUGGACUAACUCAUGAAAUGCCGGCCAAAAUUUCAAAAUGCGUUCUCGUCUCAAAAAUAUUUAUUAUGUUUGUAAAACUAAUCACUGUCCAGGAUAAUUCUAUAAUGAUCCAGUUACCUCAGGGUGCUUCUUUCGAAAGAAAUUAUUUUCGACUGCAUGCGGAAACAAUACUUUGCAAAAUCGACUAUUUAAGUAGCAUGUAAUUUUCUCAAUGAUUUUCGACAAUCCCGAAAAUUCAAUUAUAUUUCAUGACAAAAUGCAUAAAAGUAUUCAUUCGUUUUCUUUAUUCGGGAGAAAAUCCCGUCUUCUUCAAAUUUUAUCCUCGAAGGAAGAGUAUAAUUCGGUUUUAAAAAACUCAUCUAAUUCCCGAAUAAUUUUGAACCCGACCUGCUGUUAUACUUGCAUUCGGGGUUUUCGAACUACAAGCCGUAUAUUUUCAAUGUACGAAAAACCAUACAUUCCUCUACGGUAUUAAGAGGAGACCAUAUAUGGUUCAUAAAAUUAAGCAGUGGAUUUGAGCAAUGUUGUUCGUUUUACAAGCCGCAUUGGUAAAUGCAGAUACAAGACGUUUUAUGAACGGCCAUUUCACGGUAUUAAAAAAUCUCACAAUUAUAAACUUUUAUGAAACCGAGUUAUAUUUCUAUUUCGAGUAAAAAGUUGACAUGGCCGUUUUCAGAUACGUAAAUUGUUAGAACUUUCCUGAACAUACAUUCUUCUGGUUGCAAUACGCUUUCUGAUACAAGAUUCGAUAAUGCCUUGCGUGCAUGAUCACAAACCUCGUUAGCUCGGGGGCAACCUGCCGUCUGUUCUCAUCAUCAAAACAAAAUAUUCGAAUGGCUCUCUCUCUCUCUCUUUCUCAGAGCUGAUUUCUGCCCUUGGAAGACUAACUGUAGCACCAAGUGUUUGCCGUUAAACUUUCAUCACUUAUAUCUCUUCUCGUUAUUUAAUUAUUUUAAGGACUUCACGAAGAUUACGAGCCUGUCGCCUGACGAAACUCUCUCAACGCACACAAUGUAUGGAAUAGAGGAAUUGGAGGACACACAACCGCCCACCUGUCCAUUGUACGCAGUCUCUCGCAUUAUCCGAAUUAUCGCUUAUUUUAUGCUUUGUUUAUUGAUUAGACGACAGAGCCUUCUAGCGCAACUGGAAAUGUACUGGUGAAGUGUAGCCUUGUGUGCAAAAACCGAAUACGGCCCUUUUAAAUUUUAAGAAUCGGGUCUUAUAAUUUGACAUCUUAUUUGGAACUACUUAGUAGUUGCGAAUCUAAGUCUGUAGUUCAUUUGGGUACUUGCUCGCACGCCUGGUGCCUAGUCGCUGGGUCUGUUAUUUUCACCGCCAUCACGCGUUUCUACUUUGCCGCUCGGUGUCCCGUACGACCACGUCCACCACCACCACGUCCACCACCACCACGUCCACCACCACCACGUCCACUAUCAUCAGCGUCACUACCAGCAUCAUCUUCCUCUCCAUUAAUAACAUACCCGAGAGGUAAUUAGUCUCUCCUAAACUAUAUUUUUCAUUUUCUUCUACGUAUUAAAGCGUAGAGAAUGCUCGAAACGCUGCCUGUGACGCCAAACCGACGAAGAAAGGCAACAGAAAUAUAUCCACAGAGUCUUGGCGGACACGAAAUCUCUCAAGAGCUCUACGAGCAAGAGUGAGUCCGUUCCUCCUAUUUCCCCAUCUCACCCACUUUCAAACAGACCCUGGAAUUGCGACGAGAAAAGGCCACCUCAGCAGAGUUGCUGGAACAGUUGCACUCACAGGAGGAACGCCACAAGCGGGCCAUGUGGAAGCUCAAACGACUUGAGGAGAGGUUUUCUUGUUUUUUUUUCAAAGACAUGAUUUUUUCAGGAGUCAAAAACUAAUUAAUCAACCGUAUUGCCGGAACUGCAAAUCUAAACUGCUGACCCAGGGUGAAGGUAAGUUCUCGUUUGUUGCUGACCAUUUUUCCACUAAAAUGUCAGUCGGAAUGAACGUCUUGUUCUGCAAGUUGUUUCAGCCGGUCGUUUAAUUGCGACGGUCGAACUGUCGUAGUUGGGCCUGCAGUUCUGACAGACGGAGUGGUCUUAAAUACUUUUGUUAUUAGUAAUUUUACUAAGUCUUUUAAAUUAUAUUUCCCACUACUUUCUGCUGUUUCGCGGUUUUUAUAGCGACUAACCUCAAAUGCAAGAAUCUUGCCAAGGAGGUACGAAUGUUCAUAUCGAUUUUUUGGUUUGCCUACUUACUUUUAAUCAGUAGACUUGCUGUAUAUUUUUGUAUGCGCUCUAGGUACAGCGUCUGCGUACACGCAACAUCGAACUGUCCGGUAGGGCGAAGGAGAGAGAAAAACUGCUCGAGACGAAAGUCCAGUGAGUUUGGUCGGAAUGGCUGCAGAUUCAUCUUAGACGGUCUUUUUUUCAAAAAUGAAAUUCUUUUUGUUGACUGACUUUUCUAGGAUGAAUCGUUUUCACCUGAAAUUUCUGCUUCGGCGCAUUAACCGACUUGAAUUUCUUCAGAAGGCGCGCAUCAGCUCUCGUUCUUUUAUCCGGUAAUUUAUCCGAAAACUUUUUUUCUAUCAUAGGCCCGCUAGAGUUGUCUUUGUUUUUCUAUGCUUACUCUUACUUUCACCCUAACAUUGAACAAUGUAUACUUCAGUAAGCCGAGCUUUGAAUUUUUUCAGAAGCGUUUGUCAAAGUCUGGAGGCAAAAUUUCUAGUCCAUUUUACUUCCUUUUUGUUAUGAAAAACUUUUUGGCGAUGGGGGUUUGGAUCUGUGAAUAAUAUGCAAUCUUUUUUCCCGUACCUUCGUUAGGCUCAUCAUCAGUUUCACAUACGAAUGUUUCUAGAAAAUUAAUUUAAAGUAGUUCUUAACUCCGGCAAUUUACUCAUUAAAAAUGAGGUGAUUAAAAAAGUGAAGUAGGCUUGUGUGAUAAAAACGACCUGGCAUCUUGCUAGUCGCAUAUUUUAGUCUUUACGGCGGGCGUUUCGCCAUUGCAAUUUAAUAUGGCACGAAUUGCCACCCUCUAGAGCAGGGCUUUAAAACCAUCUGUCCGCUUACUUUUCUGAGGAGCACGCACUCCAUUUAGAUCGUCUUUAAUGCCAAAUUCUGCACAGACCGUCGUGGCGUUCUGACAGUUUGCCACAGUUAGUGGCCGAUCACAUGAAAUGUUGGCUGGAAUUCUGAAAUGUGUUUUCGACUAGGAAGGAUUACCUAGGUGAAGUUGUAGUAUUAAUUAUCAUGCGGCAUGAUCUCAUGCUAUUUUAGACUCAGUAGGAUGUCGGCUUUUAAAUGUGUUUCUUUUCGAUUUUCUGCAGAAACCACGUUCGGUAAGAAAUGACUACAUAAGUAGCAGGCAUUUUUUACCAUGAUUUUCGGUAGUCUUAUAAAUUCAAGUAUUUUUUAAUAGAAAACAUGCGCAAAAUAUGCUUUUUUACUCGUUUGGUAGUAAAUCGCAUUAAUUUCACAUUUCAUGCCCUAAAACGGUAUAUUUUCAUUUAGCAAUUUCAGUCUCUAAGGUGUAUGCAUUCCGCAUAAGGAAAAUCCUAUUUUCCUCUAUGUCUUUAAAUAGGCAUUAUAUAUGGUUCAUAAAAUUUUGCAGUGGAUGCGGACAAUGCUGUACAUUUCAUGAGGCGCAUUGGUAAACGAUCACUUGCGAUGCUGUAUGUAUGGACAUCAUACGGUCUUAAAAAUGUCAUAAUAAGAACCCUUCUUAAAACCUAAAUAUACACUUUCCUCGGGUACAAAAUGUGAAGGUAACGCGAUUUUCUAUCAAACGAGUAAAAGAAAGCAUAUUUUGCCCAUGCUUUCUAUAAAAAAUAUUUAAAUUUAUAGGGCUACCGAAAAUCAUGGUGAAAAAUACCUACCACUUAAGUAGUCAUUUUUUAUCGUGUACUGUCUACGCAGGAAAUCGAAAAGAAAUACAUUUAAAAGCCGACAUCCUGGCGAGUCCGAAAUACUAUGGACUGCAUGAUAAUCAGUAUUACAACUUUACCUAAGUAAUCCUUCCUAAUAGAAAACGUAUUUCAGAAUUUCAGCCAACAUUUGAUGAGAUCGGUCACUAACUGUAUAUAUGGCAGUUUUGAUGAGAAGAAGAAAGUUCCUGGCCUAAAACUACACGAUAACAGUCCUCCGGAGCAGUGCUCUAUACCAGAUGGUUAUUGAACUGUAAACGCCUACCAGUUCAUUACGUCUUAUGGUUUAAUACAUUUGAUUUAAAAAAACAACAUUGUAGUUGUUCAUUUAGUCAACCAGGCUUGUAAACUUUUGUAUGCCUGACUGCCUGUUAAGUAUGAUGCGUGCAUGUGCCCCACAGUCUUCUCUAUCCCAAUCAAAAUAAAUGCGGUUGUCCAAGUGAGCGGAGAAUUAUGUGGAAUUCAACCUCAGGAUAUCCCCCGUGCAUUGCACCGAAACCAUUGCUUUUUCUGUGCGGCAGCGAAACGAGGGACAGGUAUGAGCCAAUUAAACACCACUGACGUAUGUUUGGAGGUGACUGCGCAGAGCUCUGCAUGCUGGCGAUAGAUCGAUUCAUCGACCGACUGACUUCUCAUCCGAGGUCCGGAAUCUCCUUGCAUCUGAUAUGGCUGAUUAUCUUGGAGGCUGUGAAUUUGGACCCAUGUCCUGUUUUGAAGAUGGGUGUCAGACAAUUCUGCCCUUAUUGGCCGUGAAAGUGAAAUUAAUCCGAGUGGGAAAAGUAGCUUGGACAUAUGACUCACUGGAGGAGUAACAAUUACUUGCUUAGCCAGUGGGUGGUAGAGGAGGACAGAACCUUCUGGAGUUGCCGGAUAGAUGUUGUCUGUAGACACUUGUUUUCUAGCUGUGUAAUUUUCAUGUUUUUUAGGCCGCAGUAACCGAUUUGCCUUUAGUCAUUAGACAAUGUAGAAUAUUUCCACGACCUGGACCUUACCAACCACUUUUAGGUACGAUAGGCUCCGGUACACAACUUAACAUCUGAAAGGUCCUUUGAAGACAAUUGUACAGUUCGUAAUUAUGGUAUUCUUGUCAGACCCUCAGAUUAUGCCUACCGUUAAGGAGCAGAUCUUCACUUUUCACUUGUCUGCCACUUAUUCAAGAUUAAGGUGGUUCAUUGGCAAGUGUUUUCGUUUUGACAAAAUUGCCCAGAUUUUUUUAGAAUUUUCCCCUAACUCGGAUUUCUGCAAUUCCAAUUAGGCCCAUCUACAGAAGCCUCCACGGACAAAGACCCAGUAACUGUCAACUAAAUUGCUUUAGAUCAACCAGUCGUUAUCUGCCUCAAACAGUACCCGAUGAUGGGAGGUUAGUUUCUCCAUGUUGAACUAAUGCAGUAAUCACGAGUGUUUCCUCAAUUUGAUUGCCAUACAACGCUUGGCAGUCCUCCCUCUUAUCUUCAUCCACUUUGCAGCUGCAAACCGAUGACAGGCAACAGGGAGGCCUGUGUGUCGGACUUGAACUCUCAGAAUUGCCCUGAACUGGAAGCAAAAAACCGACGAAUUUCUGCUUUGCGGCAGGAGGUAACAUUCCAUAGCUGGAGCAAUUCUUUCAUCCCGCUUCCCUAACGAUCGGGCUUAUUGCCCUGUUUAAAAGUAUUUAAUGCCAGAGAUCCCGAUCCACCAGUUUUCUAACUGUGCAAUACCAAAGAAGGAACAGACCGAAUGAUAAUAGCGCUGACAUGAAUUAAGCAUUAUUUAACCAGGUCAACUGUCAACAUACUUGUUACGGUUUUAAUCCGGCCUAAUCACGUCAGCCUCAGCGAUGUAGCAGGUAUUAGCUCUCAGCGUGGACUGAUCUACCGUGGCGGAUGUAAUGCGUCCGACUUGCUCGUCUCUCCGGUGAUGAUACCCAAGUAUCGCGAUUUAAAGAACUACCUCCACAACCUACUAGACUGUGUCGAACCAUCCGUACACCCUCCUUAUUCUCUUGCAGUUACGUCGGAUUUAGGAAAAGGGUGAUGAAGAGUCCGUCGUAGAUGCCUUUGUGAGGUUUCCGCUGGUUCAUUGAGGACAGGGCUUGUGCAUUCCCCCCAGAGGAUAGUUUUCGGGCAGUUGUGACCGAAGCCUCCCCAGUUGUCGCUCACUUUUCUCGCGAACAACCAAAGUUCCACAACCGUAGAAGAAGGUCGAUUGGAAAAAUGUUCUGUAAACGCUGAUCUUGGCGGAGAAUAGACGUCUCGAGGCCCCUUGGAUGGCUUUAAAAAAUCCCCUGAACAGCGAGGUGUAGUUCUCUCUUUGUUCUCUUGGCAAACAUCUAGUCCCGAGAGCUUCUAAACUGUCCACUACUUCCGGUUGACGUUUAUUAAUUAGGAAGUAGGGACUUUCACCAACACAGCCCGUUAGUCGGUCACGCAUGGCAAUAUGGAUCCCCCGUCAGCACUACAAAGGCCUCGCGCUAAGGUCCUACUCAAGUGCCUCAACCUUAACCUCAACACUUACCCAAACCCUCCUCCUAUGACGAACUCGCCGUAAGCGUCAAGAGCGCUGUCUCACAUAGGUAGACAAGGCUGCGCACCCGAGGAGUAUCGCCUUUAGAAAAGUACCAAGGCUGAUGACGAAACUACCAGUCAGACAUCCAAAUCCAGCUAGGUCUUCGGCCAGCUAUAGCCGUUGAGAACCGCUACGGUAUUCUCAACGUAAAACGGACCUGCUGUUCUGACAGCGCUCAUGUUCGCAGCCGAGACGUUGAUAGUUUAUGAACACCAGUCAAGAAAACUCAAGCAUUCUCGCCCGACCUGUCUCCAGAUAAUGCCGAAGGUGAAGUAAAGGGGACGGAUUCCAGACGCCGGGGUCCUGGAUAGGCAAGCGUGCGCGGCAUCUACGUUAUGCUGAAGCAGAUGUGUCCACUGUGAAGUUGUCAGGUGGUGGGGAUGGGUGACGAGCCAUUUCAAGAAUGACGACUGAAUGGUAAAGUUGCUGCUGGUUUUUCGCAGACGUGGGCAGAAGCUGCGAUACAGGGACACUCUGGGGAUCUCUCUCAAGCGCCUACAAAUCAAGCCUGAAACCUGGAAUGACCCAUUUCAGAACCGAUAGUCAUGGUGCACAGCCACAAGGACUGGGACAGCUACCUUUGAAGACAAGAAAUAACAGAUGCAAUUCGCGAGAUCAGCGAGACCCACGUGCCGUGCACCACCGGUACAAGCACCCAACCUCUGCCGUCAUGUUAGCAUUGUCAACGGACACACCUCACGGACUGACUUUUUUAGACAUCACGGGCAACCCGCCGACCACAUCACGAAACCUCGCAGCCAGCAGCAUCACUACUGGGGACACCUUUCCUCCUAGGACUCAAAGGCCAGUCAGCACCACCACCACCACCACCACCAAUCUGAACACCAUCCUCACUUGUUCUCUGUGCGACCUCUAAUUUAAUUUACGAAUCGACUUUGUCGUUCACCUGACAAUCUAUUAGGGAGCAGUGUCAGCGGUUCCGACAUGCACCAUCCAAGUACACCAUCAUUGUACGCACUGUCCAGGGACAUUUUGACGCGCUAUAGAUCUACUGGGUCACGCAGACAGCUGCGUAAAUUCACAAUGCAACAGGACGGCUAAAGACUCCUUUCUACAGCCCUCCCCAUCCACACACAGUAGGCGCAAUUAGGCUGCAUGCGGGCCUAUGGCAAAAAGUCGCACACCAUUUACGUUACGGAACUCACUCGUCCCCUUGUGCUCUCUCUCGAGCUCCGUCAGCAGCGGCACAACGGCGCAUGAUAUCGGCAGGAUAGCGUUAGGGACGUUGGACUGCUAGUCAACAGGUCACUGGAUCGGGCUCUAGGUGCUCCACACUUCAGGCCUGGGCAUGACUAGCUGACGACGGUUAAUAAGGAAGAAAUAGUCAUUCCAGUCUCCCUUGUAGGUGAUGCUCUUCUGCCUAUACAAGCUUAUCUUGCUACAGCCGUACAUACAUGAGCAGUCGGCACGACAUCACUCAUGCAACAGUCAUGCGAUACAAUCUGCCAGCACGUGAGAAUGUCCGCCUCAUAUUUAUGCCAGGAACCUACAACAUGCUGAGAACCGGUCUUGUGAACCAGAGAGCCAGCACGUGGGUGACACACGCAGACUUCGGUAUUUGUACUACCUCAGCCCCCGCACGUGAUUUCGGCACCAUUUGUCUUGGUUCGCGCAGGCCACUGCUACGUGAAGAGGAAAGAGAGAGAAAGGGUGCGGCCGAAAUGGCGGAGGAAUCCAUUCUUGAGACAAAUUGACGCAUCCUAUUCACAGCCGACCUGACGCGCUGAUGACAACACUGCAGUAUGCGACCAUAGGGAAGGCCCUUUAACCGACUGGUGCAUGCCGUUGAACAACGCUGGACAAGGGAAUACCGCAACGUAAGUUAGGGAAAGCGGAAAAGAGCAACCACAGCAUUUAAAUCACAAAAACAUAUCUACUUGAAAGCCAACAGUAGGUAGGCAUAGUGGUUAUAAAGAGAUGAGGGCAUUGGGCUGUCACCGAGCUAGUAGUCGGGGCCCGAAAGUUUACCGACAGAGGAACUAAGUUGAUCCCCCCCCCCAGACUUGCUGGUCAUACCGAAACUGCUCCUUCUAUAGGUGGCCUUCAUGACACUUAAACUUUUGAAAUCUGGUGCAUGUGGGGCAGGAACCAGGUCGGGCGUGCUAGACGUAGACUUGUGACUUAGCCACUGUGGUCAGCUUAUUCCGACGGUAUUAACAACCAGCCUGUGGGUGAUAUGUGGAGGAAGAUUUAAGUGGAUGCAAUGCAAGUCUGAUUCAUUAUAAAUAUACUCACAGUUAGGUCCACCUCGUGGUCUACCGCUAGACCCCUUCGUUCACGAUGGUCAAACGCUUACCUCCUUGACGGUCGGAAAGGCUUAUAAGCAUCCCCAUCCCAUAUUACAAGUGGCCGUGCCCCAAAUUCCAAGAGUUCAGGGUGGUUAGUUUGGGCUAGGAUCAAGGUUAGGAUGGUUAGGGUUAAAAUCAGGACAUGGGAGCGAGGGUGCUUGAAAGUCCGGGGAGGCGAACUUAUUUCCAUUUCUAACCCGAACAACUUUAAAAAAAUUAACAAGUAGUCUCGCAUUGUUUUUUUCAGCUGCCAGUCACUACAACCUUUUUGCGCGCAUAGUGCGUGAAUAUUUAAAUAUUUCUGUCCAUGAUUUAAACUUCCCUACAACCUGUUUGUCUUUUUCCAGUUACAAGCUGUCACGAUGUCAAAAGACAAGACGGCGCAGUUGGCCGGACUGCUUGCGAAAAGCUACGACUCCUUGAUGAUUAGGUCACGCGCCAGUCACCGCCAGGCGCAGCGGAAAGAUGCUGUACUCUCCGUGAGUUCUCGCAUUCGGACAUCCCAGACUAUCCGUUGUUGAUAAGGUGGAAUCUUCCGCCACUUAGAAGGCGGCUGUACGAAAAAUUUAUUCUGCUAGGCCCUUUUGCAGAUGUGCUAUCUCAUAAGAUGUCAACCGAAUUUCUGAGAUGUCUUCGAUUAAAAAAGACUACUUAUGUUGGGUUGUAUUUUUAAUUACUGUACAGCAUAAUCCUAAGAUAUUUCAGACACGUCAAGACUUUGGCUCUUAAACAAGCUGUUUUCUAGCGGUUUACAGAAAUCACACACUGUAAAAAGUGACUACUUAAGUAUUUCUCCUAUUGAUUUUCGACCCCCUUAUACAUUUAAAUAUUUUCUUUAUUGAAGGUAUGCGCAAAACCAUUCUUGCUUGUGCCUUUUUCGUAGAAAAUUACGUCCUUUUUAAAUUUUUUACUUGAAAAAAGGGUAUUUUUUUUUACUAAACUUAUAAUUGUGAGAUUUGAUAAAACAGUGAAUUGUCUACCCAGGAAACGUCGGAUCGGUCCAUUCAUUAAUGCUGCUUGUCAAAUAUACGACAUGGUCUACAUCUACGGCAAAAUUUUACGAACCCCAUAUGACCUCAUCUUCGUAACAUAUAAAAAUAUUGGAUUUUUACUACAGGGGAGAUAUACAGUCUGAAUACCUGUGCAACGGCGGACCAAGUUUGAAAUUAUUCAGGAGUUUAAAACGUUUUUCAAGACUGAGAGACACGUCUUUUAAGUACUUAUUUUAACGAAGAGAACAAGCACAAGAAAGAAUGCUCUUGUUCAGUGCCUUCCGUAAAAUAUAAUUGAAUGUAUAAGGGCAUCAGAAAUCAAUAGGGAAAAUUUAUUCUACCCGAGUAACCACCUCUACGGAAUGUAGUUUCUGCAAGCCGUCUGAGGCAAUUUCGUUAAAAAGUCGGCACCCUAACAUGACUGAAAUAUCUUGUGAUUAUGCUACGCAAUAAUUAGCCCUACGACCCCAUGUAAAUAAUCUUGUCUUGUCGAAUAUUACAUUUCAGAAUUUUGGUUAACAUUUCCUGAGAUGACACGUCUACUGCAAAUUGGUUGUGAAGAUUUGUUUCAAUCCCUGCUUAUAAUUUGGCGGUGGUUAUUCUAGACUGCUCACUUUAUUCUAGCGCAGAGUGGAUCCCUCAACACCGUUCUCUUUUGCUUUUUGAGUUAUCGAUAGGUUUGCCGUCUAUUUUAGCCUCGAGCAGACUUUUGCUCGAUGAUGCCAAACUAGUAGCUUUCCAAUAAGUAGUCGAGAAUCAUUCCUAAAAUUUUUGUUUGGAUCGUUGUUAAUGGUGAUCAUGCGUAUUAUAAGUCAAUGAGGUUAAUUCCGCCUGCACUGUUGCAGUUUUACGCUCUGGGAAUUUAGGGAUUUGAGUAGAAACUAAGGUUCUUUGCCAUGUUUGAUUUUUUUAUGUUUAUUCUCUUUAAGCAAAUAAUCGCCUCUCUGGUAUCCGUCUGGAAUGAAAUCUCCUUUUUCGGGAAGCGAUUUUUGAACAUCAAGAAGAAUCCUGACAACCUUCUCUCCCAGCUGCACGAGGACUUUGACUUAGCGUUUGUUUCUUGUGGAACGGAGAAGUGGAAGCAGCUUGCUUCGCAGCAUUCAGACGAACCAGAUCACCGCGUGAUUAUUUUUAUCCUUUCUUAAACUUCAACUGCAUAUCUACAAAGUCGAAUUAUCGAGGAUUUGAACAUUCGCUCUGCCAAAAAAGUGGCCUAUUAACGGUGUCAUAAAUUCAUCUGACGUGUCCAAAGAAUUCCGGUUAAACUGACGAUUUUCCCGACUUUGGGUCAAAUUUCUCCGCGUUACGUGGUAGGCACUUGACAUACAUCGACACUUCGACUGUCGUGACCGACGAUGUCCAACGUGUGCUCCACCGCUAGGUGAAGCAGGGACGGUGACUUGCACGUGAGUUAGUUUAUAGUGACAGCAGACUUGCGCUGCAUCUACCGCACUCUCUCCUCUCCUAGCUGGGUCCGUUGUCAAGAGAGAGUCCAGAAGACCUGUGGCGGGAGAGGGCAUACGUUACUAGCACGGCGAAACUCACACCUGCAGUGCGUGACCGAUCUCAUGUAAUGUUGGCCAAAUUUCAGGAAUGCGUUUUCGAUUAGGAAGGAUUACUUAGAUGGGUAUGUAAUAUUGAUUAGCAUGCAGCAUAAUCCUAUAGCAUUUCGGACUCGACAGCAUGUCGGCUUUUGAAUAUACCUCUUUUUGGCCUCCUGCAGAAACCAAAUUUGAUAAAGAACGACUACUUAAUUAGUGUGCAUUUUUCCUACUGAUUUUCGAUAGUCUUAUAAACUCAAAUACAUUUUAUAGAAAGCAUGCAUAAAAUAUGCUUUAUUUUGCUCGUUUGAUAGAAAAUCAUAUUAUCUUAAUAUUAUAUAGCUGAAAAAGGUGUAUAUUUAUGUUUUGAGGAAGUUUUCCAAUUCCCGAAUAUUUUUGAGCCUGAUCUGUCAUUACAUCAUCAUUUAGCGACAUCAGUCUACAAGGUGCAUGGUUUCUGCGCGUAGAAAAUCAUAUAUUCCUCUAUGUUUUUAAGAAGGUACCACAUAGAGUUCAUAAAUUUUUGCAAUGGAUCAGGACUGUGUAGUACAUUUCAUGAGGAGCACUGGAAAACGGACAUGUGCCGUCCUGUAUACAUGGACAGCGCACGGUCUUAAAAAUUCCAUAAUUAGCAACUUUUUAGAACCUAAAUAUACACUUUCUAUAAAAUAUAUUUAAAUUUAUAAAACUAUCAAAAAUCAGAAGGAAAAGUGCAUGAUAAUUAGGUAGUCAUUCUUUAUCGAAUUUGGUUUUUGCAGGUCAGAAGGAAGUGCAUUCAAAAGCCGACAUCCUGGCGAGUCCGAAAUACUAUAGGAUUAUACUGCAUGCUAAUCAGUAUAACAACCCCACCUAAGUAAUCCUUCUAAAACAAAAACGCAUUCCGGAAUUUUGGCCAACAUUUAGUGAGAUCGGUCACGCACUGUAGACGCAUCACCACAUCGUCUGGUCUACAAUGGACACUGACCAAGAUUUUAUACCACAGGCAAAAAUUAGGGGGGUUGGUCGCAACGUGAGCCUGUUCAGGGGCGUGCUACCACACUCUAAAUGCUGGUAUUUGUAAUGGGUGCGUUUUGCCAAUAACUUCUGUCGGACCACGAUUUAGGCCCUCUGUUAAUCCAGUGCAGCAACUGCGUGACCCUUUUUAAGGGGCAGGACUUGGCAAACAGUAGGUGGGCUAACUCAUGAAAUCUCAACAGAAAUUCCGAAAUGCGUUUCCGUUUCGAAAAGAUUAGUUAAGUAGGGUUGUAAAACUAAUCAUCAUGCAGCAUUAUUCUGUAAUAAUUUAGUUACUCCAGGACGUCGGCUUUCGGACGUACGUCUUUCCGACUGCAUCCAAAAACCAUACGCCGUAAAAAGUAACUACUUAUGUAGCAUGCAUUUUUCUCAUUUAUUUUCUAUGUCCCAAAAAAUUUAGUCCUAUUUCAUGGAAAUCAUUCACAAAAAUGUUCAUUCUUCUGCUCAUUCGGUAGAAAAUUGUGUUCUCUUCCAAUUUUAUGCUCGAAAAAAGGGUAUAACUCGGUUUUAAAAAAGUAUCUAAUCGUGAGAUUUUUUAAUACCGUGAAAUGGCUCUUCAUAAAAUGUCAUGUCUCUGCAUUUACCAAUGUGGCAUGUAAAGAUAGCAAUGUAUAUCAAAUCUUCUGCUUAAUUUCAAGAACGCCAUAUAGUUUCCUCUUAAUACGGUAGGGAAAUGUAUGGUUUUCCGUACGCAGAAAUUAUACGGUUUGUAGUUUGGGAACCCUGAAUGCAAGUGUGACGGCAGGUCGGGCUCAAAAUUAUUCGGGAAUUGGAAAUGUUUUAAAAAACCAAAUUAUACCCUUCCUUCGAGUAUAUAAUUGAAAGAAAACGUAGUUUUCUUCUGAAUGAGUAAAAGAAUGAAUAUUUUUAUGCAUGUUUUCCAUUAAAUAUAAUUGGAUCUUUCAGGGCAUCAAAAUCAAUGAAAAAAUGCAUGCUACGUAAGCAGUAAUUUUUUACGGAGUAUGGUUUACCGAAACGAAAACGCAUUUCGGAAUUUCUGUUGAGAUUUUAUGAGUUAGUCCACUUACUGUACAUAGGCAUAAGUCCAGGAGCUGCAUUUGUCAAACCGAAAUUUGCACUAAAACGGACUGCGUAAUGUCAUCUAUCUCCCGAAGCUGGCUGUUGUAAGGGCGGCUUUGAUCUCACAAUGAGAAGGCGGCGUUACAGCCAGACUCUCAAUCCGGAGAAGAAACAUGUUGUCUCGUCAACUGGGAACCUUUCAAGCCACGACUCGUCACGCGUCGUGAUUGAGUGAUGCGUGCCAGAUGCAUGCACCAGCCGACGUUCCGAGCCUGUCUACAAACGGGUAAUAAGAUUGAGCCCAAUGACUGACGCGGCGUUAAGCUCUACGUCAUAAUGCGGCCUCCAUGGCAUGGUGGUACACAUAGAUGCAGGUUUAUUCGCUGAGCUAUCUACCUGAGCUCACCCUCAACUCCGGUCUUCUUGACAAUGUCUCGACACCGGACCCAGGUGGGGCAGGAAGAGCGAGUGCGGUAGAUGAAGUACAAGUCUACUAUCAUUAUAGGCUAAUUCACGCACAAGUCACCGUCCCUGCUUCACGUUGCUGUGCAGCACAGGGUGGACAUUGUCGACUACGAGAGUCGAACUGUCAGGCACAGUACCGGUGACUUGCAUAUGAAUUAUUUCACACUGAGACGGACGGGCGCGAUACCGACCAGUCAAAUUGUGCCGUCAGUUGGCAACCUUCCAAGCCACGGCCUUCCUCUCUCCCUCUCCUUUACUCCCUCUCUCUCUCCUCCCUCCCCCAUGCACCAGUCGACUUUCCGAGCCUGUCUACAAACGGGUGAUGAGAUUGAGCCCAAUGACUGACGCGGCCUUAAGCUCUACGUCUGAGAAAUGCAACCACACGCAUGUACGGCAGCAAUCAUGGACUCACGCGGUCUGCGGGCAGUCGGAUUAACAUGAGCAGUUCAAACAACCUAUUUGGCACAGCGAAAGUGGGCACAGCUCGUCGUGAAGGUGGAAGAGGAGGGGGGGGGGGCGACGCGCUUUAUUUUGAGACUCGGGGCCACGUUAUGUCUCCGUAUUUUCGUCCAUAAACCGUUAGGCCGCGAGCACAGGUCGUUAGGUCACGAGUUUUUAACUUGUUCAUAGUUGGUUGUUGUACCAGCACUCUAGCGCUGAACUGGUUCCUUUUUUCUGAUGCCCACAUAUCUGCAUCGACUAAUGGGUGGAAUACAUCGUUAACCACAGACCGUCACAUAUCGACGAGCAACCUUUCAUAGAAAAUAAUUGUUAGGAAAGUUCUCAUCUGUUGCACUGGUGUUACCAACCAUUCGUAUAUGAACCAUCGAAGUCGUCUUUUUUACAUUCGUCAAAAACGCGCGCCAUAGAGGGAAUCCCGAGAAAACGACGACCAGUUUAUUUCAGUCGACUCGAGAAGACGGAAUCUGACGGGCAACCUGGUUCUGGUGUAGAAGUUCGCUUUUGUUUUACACUCAGUCAAAUUAAGUCACGAUUUAUAAUUUGUGAAGCUUUUGCCUAUUUUAUCCUGUUACGCAUCCUUGACUGCUAGUCCGCGAUUGGUGGAAAAGACUCACAAGCCUAACCUGUUAGGGGUUAGAGUUAAGCCCUCUGUUACCACUGGUUCCGCAUAGUUUGUUUGAUGCGCUAUUGAAUCCGUCACAACUCGCCAGGAGUCGUAGUUCGAAAGAUCUCUAACUGACGGGAUAGCUUGGUCCUCUUGGAAGUACUUUGUAGUACCCUGGGGAAAUAAGGAGUUAGGCUGCAAUGGUCCCUUCAUAAUCUGGCCUCUAUUGCUCUGCGGCGGAUGAGAGAUCGGAGUCCCCCUCCCCGCAUCCUUGACUGCUAGUCUGGAAUUGAUGGAAAAGACUCAAAAGUCAUGAUCCCGACUUCCCUUUAAUAGUCGUGUGUAAAACCUGUGGGAUUCAAAGGAGAAUAUAAGGUUCUCAAAAGAGGCCGCUCUGAAAUGGAAUGCGACUACUGACUCAUCGUACUCACGGCCUUCAGUCUUAAGGUAAUCCUCUGAAGCAUCCAGUUCGUGAGCUGAUGUCUUCUGCACGUCUUCUUCCAAAGUACAUUUACCUCUGAAAUCUUUUAGUUCCUUUCAUCUUCCUCCGGAAAACACAUCUUAGUGUUAGUAGUAGUGAAAAUGCGAUUCCCGGGUGGCAUAUCGAAAUAAGAGCAGGCGUUCACCGGGAGAGGUUUAUUAGAGGUCUGACUUUUUGAGUAGUUGCUUCGUCUGCCCAUCUUCUGAGACUGGGAAGUCAUGCGCACAGCUCUCCUUGUAUGGCGCCCUCUGUUUGAUGCGAGGCCUGCCAAUGGCGCCUGUGUGGCUACAUCCGACCCGCAUGUCACCGUGACCUGUCUCGCCCCCGCCCUCGUCGGCCGCGGGGAUAGUUGACGACCCCGAUGGUCCCGUGCCGUGACUAUCCCCCGUUAAGGAGGUUCAUAAAGUCGGAUUGUGCUGUCCACCGACUGCUCUGUCAACCGUCACGUCAAUUUGCCUCCCCCCUAUCUGACACCAUCAAAGACCAUAUCAGCUAGAAGUGACUGGCUUCUGAAAUAGGGUGCACUUUGCUGGAAUCAGUCCAACACCCUAGCAUACCCACCAUUGUUUUCCCCAAAAUACUGUGCGACUGUCUAUUUACUACUUAGGAAAUAGGCGAAAAGAAUUUACAGCAAAGCACUGUCAACUUGGUGAAGUAUCCGCUAUGCGCUAUUGAAUCCACCACAACUCGCCAGGAGUCGGGCUUCGAAAGGUCUCUAACUGACGGGAUAGCUUGGUCCUCUUGGAAGUAUUUUGGUAUAGCCUGGGAAAAUCAGGAGUUAGGCUGCAAUGGUCCUUUUAUUAUGUGGCCUCUAUUGCACUCCUGCGAAUGUGACAUCGGAGUCUCCCUCCCCCACGAAAGUCCGCUACACGUUGUGAUGAAGUCGUGUGUGAAAAGUGUAGACGAGCUGUUUAACUUUGUUAAACACUUCAGUCUUCCUGGCAAUGUCUUACUAUAGUAACAAAGUCGACGAAUAAGGUGAGAGUGAGGUAGAUGCUGUGUAAGCCUACUUCGGUAAGGAUCUGCUGAAUGCCCCUAAAAACUAUGGCACACAGAGAAUGCCUACUGUACGUGUUUAAGUAGGUCGUCUCUUGUUCGAUACUCUCCUAAACAUAGAGUUUGCUCUCGUACGUUGCACAACCUGCUUCAAUUAAAAUAACCCAGGUUAAAGCUGCGGCUGUUGCGCCCACUUCAUUGUGUACGCGGUGGACGUCGUCGUUCGCGACGGUUGACUAACAAUGGCAGUCGAACUCACGUUUCCCUCAUCUUUUAUUCGAGCCACCCUCUCGGACAUAGACCUUCUGACCACCAACAAUCCCUUUCUUUCUCAUAGGUAGCUCAAAGGUUUGCCGGCCUGUUGAGACGCAAACUUUGGGCCCUACUGGAUGCCUACAGCACUGAGCGGAGCGCCCUCCGGCAGAGCCGCUGUCGCGCGGAGGAGGAGCAGCAACGUCAGUCCGCCCUCAUUAGGAGCCUUCGGGAGAGUCUGCAGCUAAGUCAAAAUCGUUUGAAGGAGGUGCAAUCCUUGACGGUACAAAUAAUGCACUGUGCUGUCUAGAAUACUUCCUUUUUCAUAUUGACCUAACUGUGGAAAAAUCGACGCCUCGGUGGGAUUCGAACUCAUGACUGCAAGGGGAAGGCUUAAGUACAGCCAACGCUCUAACCACUUGAUCAACGAGCCAAAGCAUUUAUGAAUUACGUAAGCCUGGUAGUCAUGUGGUUGAUUAUAGGUGAAGUACUUAGGAAAUCCUGCUUGGCCAGUCAACUUACUGUAUCAGAUUUGGUGGAUUCCAGACGUUGCAGUAGGUGGGGUGGGUAAAUUGACCCCAUUGUGAUUAAACUCGCGUCGUCCGGCGGGGCUUCGUAGCUCAAGUAGUUAGAGCGUUGGCUGUACCAAAGCCUUCCUCUUACUGCGUAGGUUCGAAUUCCAUCGUGACGCCGAGUUUUUCACAACUGGGUCAAUAUGAAUUAUUCAAAGUCUGCCAAACCAUCUACUUCCUUUUUUGUCUUCAGUUUAAACUACUGAUUACUAGGGGGAACUAUUCGGAGCAGUUUUUUCCCUCGCGCAUUGUCGUCUCUGUAUUUAAAACAAAACCAUGUCACUUGAAGGAAACCGCCAUAUCAGUCACUCAAGCAGGAUAUCGCGAGAAUGACCUCUGGUCGAAGAAAAGGACCUUUGGUUUUUCGAUCGGGAUACCGCGGAUGCCGCCAUCCAGCGGACCGUCGGACGUGUAGAACACGUCUACUAUUCUAUUACGACUUAAUCGGGUAAAUUCUGCUCUGCGGGGCAGGUAAACAAUCAGAUGCUGUACGCUCGUAAAAACAUGCUGUAAGCGGAAUGCUGCCACGGUAAGUGUUUAACGUUUUUGAAUGUGGGAAGGCGCCGUUGGUCGGUGAUGGUGCCGCCAUCGCCGUCGCCACAAGGGCGACAAAUGAAUUCCAAAAGUCUCGUAGUUACCAUUGAGGUGCUGCCUCGCCCAUUAAUCUUAAUGUUUCAUUUAUUAAGCAACAACUGUCGGAGGCAAACUUCACACGUAGACUGCGAUUUUUUUAUUUCUUUAUGCACAAACCACGCCUACCAGUCUAUGAACUUUUUUGCACUUCGUCGUCUAAGUGAACGCAGGCUGAUAAGAAAAGACCUUCAUUUUAGAUCGUGUAGCUUCACCAUUGCGCCCAUGAGCAGGAAAUGCGGCAUCAAGGCUUCUAUCUUUCCCGCCUAUCGUUGGAAAUGUUAACUGACUGACGACCUACAAGUCGCUACAGUCUCCUACUGUCGCAUAUCUGGAACGAAGCGUUGUGUUACAGUUGGUUUGUGAACGCCUGCUAACCGUGGCUCUCGCAGCCUGGUGUGCUUUGGCUGUUUUCUGGCACUUGGUUCCCUGCCGGCAGAUCCGUUUGCGCCCCUGCGAGCAUGGCUGCCCAGUCAUUCGCGUCCUUCUGACUUGUUGUGGUGCCGUUGUUGGUAUGAAUCCUGGUCAGAUGUUUGUUGUUGACUAGGGGCUGUGGUGGUACGCCUAUGUGCAGGUCCGGCCGUGCCAGUCACGGGCGCCCUCUCCCGCCCCCGUUCAUCAUGACUUUAUCUUAAUACCAGGUCCAGGUGGGGAGGGUAGAGUGCGGUAGAUGCUGCGCAAGUCUAUUCUCACCGUAAAAUAACCCGCGCGCAAGUCACCGUGCCUGCUUCAUCUUGCUGUGGAGCAUCGUUGAGCACGAUGAUCGAACCGGCAUGCUACGUCGUCCACUUUUCAGUCAGUCAGGUCAGGUUGAGUGAAGGGUGUGUAACGCCCCAGGGGAGUUGUCCAAGAGUCUGUCUUUUAGUUAGGCGUGGUCCAAUAAGAGGUGUCUGGCAACAAGUCGCGACAUAGACUAUGCGAUAUGCAUAUUUUCAAUUUCACGAGCGUUCUUGACGUUAAAUUAGAGAAAGUCGGGCUCAAAUGGUAGGAGUAGUGGUGGGGAUUUGGUUACCUUAGGACCAGGGUCGCCAGGCCUGGGUUACGGUUUAGAAUUGGGGUUGAGCUUAGGGUUGGUGUCUUUGGUUAAGAGUUAGGCCUAUAGAUAAGACUUUAAGGCCCCGGUUGAAGUUACGGUUACGUUAGAGUUUUGUUUAACGACCUAAGGGUUAGUUUGCCCAUUACAGGCAUGGUAACGGUCAGGGUGAUGAUUGUAUCCAACCACAGAUUUCACAGGGGGUUACAUAUCGUGCCCUCGUCCAAGUCAGUUCUAAACGAAGGGGUGACGAAGUACAGUUUGUAGUACAAUUCCAAUAAUGAACAUUUUUACCGACAAAGACGAGGACAAUAAAGACAUUCAAUAGGAAAAACCAGGGAUUUGAACUAGAAUCAGUCAUUGCCUAUACCGGACCCCAUGUCCCGUUGGUCACUUGUCUAUUCUGAUUACAGUGUGCGAAGAAAGCGAUGACUUUAGAACUAAACACCAGCUAAUUCUCAUCUGUCUCAAUGACUCUACGACAACUCCGUCGCACCCUGUCUGUUCAACAAACAUUAUUGUGGAACCAGAUUUUUUGCAACCGCAGAGCGUGUAAUCGAGUUUUAGUGGUUUGCGUUUUCCUGUGGUCCUCCAAAAAUAGAACGGAGUCUGCAAUGCUGAACUGCACAAGUUACUUUACGAACUUGCUUCUCAGGGUCGUUUCCGGAGCACUGCUCAUUCGAUUGCCUUUCAUCUGACUUUUCCCCUGUGCGGUAUCAACGCCGCGUGGGCGGAGAUGUCAUUGAUUUUCUGAUUGGCUAGGCACCGAAGAAAAUGCUCGUCAGCAUCAGUGUUGACCUUCGCCUCUUAACAAUCAUUGCUACCCUCGAGAUGUACAUCAUCUCAAUUCGAAUUUCAUUUUCAAUGAGGACUGUUUGGAGGAUGUGUCCCCCCCCUUAUGAAUUUGAGUAUUGAUCAUUGCAGCCGACAGCAUGCUAACUCCCGGAGCCCAGACGUAAAGCCCGAUAGCCGAUGACUUCGAGUUUGGACCCCGUGUUUUUUCCAGCUUAUGCUGCCUGACUGCAAUAAAUAAACAACCGCGGCGAAAAAUGGACGCCCGCGUUAGAAGGGCAAAGCCAGUACAAAAGCUCAUUUCUGCAUAUGCGACUUACCCUAGUGCCAGCACAUGUUCUUCCUAAAAUCUCUCUCUCUGCAAAGGCAUGCGGUAAAAAUUUGCCGUCUAUAAUUUAUUCGCCAUCUUAUGCAGUAGGAGGAUUAACCCAUGAAAUGUUAACCGAAAUUCUCAAAUGCGUUUUCGACAAAAAAGAUUACUUAAGUAGGGUUUUUAAAUUAAUCACCAUGCAGCAUAAUUCUAUAAUAAUUCAGUUACCUCGGGAUGCUGGCUUUCGAACGAACAUCUCUUCAACCGUAUACAAAAACCACACUCUGCAAAAAAUGGCUACUUAAGUAGCAUGGAAUUUUCUCAUUGAUUCUAGAUGCCCUUAAAAAUUCAAUUAUAUUUAAUGGAAAACUUGCAUAAAAAUAUUCAUUCUUUUUUUAUUCAGUAGAAAAUUACGUCUUUUAAUUUCAUACUCGAUGGAGGGUUUUAAUUCGCUUUUAAAAAAGUUUCUAAUUAUGAGAUUUUUCAAUACCGUGAAAUGCCCGUCCAUCAAAUAUCGUGUCUCUGCAUUUACUUAUGUUGCUUGUAAAGUUGACAAUACGGCUGAAAUUCACUGCUAACGUUUGUGAACCCUAUAUGGUCUCCUUUUAAUGCCGUAGGGGAAUCUAUGGUUUUCCGUACGCAGCAAAUAUGUGGUUUGUGGCUUGUAAAUCCUGAAUGCAAGUGUAACGGCAGGUCGGGUAGAAUAUUAUUCGGGAAUCGCGAAAGUUUUUUGAAAACUGAAUUAUACCCUUCCUUCGAGUAUAAAACUGGAAGACGUAAUUUUCUACUGAGUGAGUAAAAGAAUGAAUAUUUAUAUGCAUGUUUUCCAUGAAAUAUCAUUGGAUUUCUAGGGGCAUCAAGAAUCAGUGAGAAAAAUCCGUGCUAUUUAUGUAGUCAUUUUUUUACAGAGUGUGGUUUUUGCCCGCGACUGGAGAGAUGUUCGUUCGAAAGCCAGCAUCCUUAGGUAACUGAAGUAUUAUAGGAUUAAGCUGCGCGAUGACUAAUUUAAAAGCCCUACUUAAAUAAUCUUUUCGCGUCGAAAUAGCAUUUCAGAAUUCUGGUUAACAUUUCAUGAGAUAGCCCACCUAGUGUACAUUUGUACCUCAGCGCUAUGUCAGGUGGACCUGAAGCAGAACCGGAGCCUCUGAGCUUCUUUCAUCCUUCAUCAAACAAACUCACCGCAUUUAAAAACCAGUGUUCACCCACGCAGCCUGCCUGUACAGAAAAGACACUCCGGUGUGCCAUACAAGACCCUGUCAGCAGUUACAGUUGGUGGCGUAUCUCAUGGAAAAUUUGUAUAAAUUCAAGAAGGUGAUUUCGAUUCGCAAGGUUUACUUGUUAGUAUUACAUAUUAUAUAGCAUGGUUUUGAGAUUUUUCAGUCACGCCAUGAUGCCGGCUUUUGAAGGCAUGCCUUCCGGCUCUUGUAAAAAUCACUAUAGCUGAGAAUGAGUACUUAUUUGACAUGAUUUUUCCGUCGGUCUUUGGUUUUCGCAUAAAUUCAAAGUGCGUAAUAGAGAGCAUGCACGGAAAAUUCUAUUCUUUUUUUCUCUUUGUCACAACUUGAGCCUUCUUCAAAUUUCCUACUCGAAGAAAAUAUACCUAGUAGUUUCGAAAGAUUUUAGUUUGCAAAUAAUUUUGUUUCGUACCUGACUUUGCACUUGCAUUCGCUGCUGCAGAACCACAAACUAUGCACUUUCCGCUCGGGACAUAUAGUGCAUUCCUCUAUGCUGCUAAGAUGUCUCAGGUAGACCACACUGUAUACGUCACGAAGAGAAUAAACGAUAAGUUAGUAUGAUAUUUUGACGGAAACUUAAUGUUCUUGGGAAAUCUUAUAAUUGAAAUCUUACAACGGUAGGAUGUGUAACCCCACCUCUUAACUAAAGUUAACCGUCUUAUUAUUGUUUAUGAAAGGAACUAUGCACAACUAUUCCUGAAGAAAUAAAUAAGUCAGACGGACGCGUUUGACAACAGAAACCGUUCAUAGAUAUUGAGGAAGCAGAGCCUUUGUGUUUUAACCCAGGCAAAGUAAAUCAAAACUCAUCCGGCGUUCCUGGCAGCAAUGCGUAGUAUGGUGAGUGCCGACAUGGCACAAAGAGGUUUAACUACUCUUCCGGAAGAAAUAAGUAAGUUACAGCGUUCGGGGUCGACAACGAAAGGCAAUGCAAGUACAUUAGGUGGCCAGGAAAUUGAGCUCAGAAAAAGGGAUUACGGGGAGGGGAAGCAAGAACAUAAUUGCUAAAAAGUCAUACCGAAGACGAAGGUAUAAUUUAUUACACAAUGAGUACGUCAGAGGAUAGCUUCAUAAAAAUUUUUACCUAAGUCAUGGCCAGAUUUGUAGACUGCUAGAAAAAGAAUUUUUCAAAAUACUUAUUAUUUAAGGAACUUUUUUCAUCAAGUGCACAUUUUGCUGGUGGUCGAAAAACAUGCACUGAACAGUUGACAUCCUGAUAUGACCAAAAUAUAUUAAAUUAUACUACAUGAUAUUCGAUCUUACAGCACUUCCAAUUUAUAACCGAAAUUGCAUUUCAGGAGUCCGGUCAAUGUUUCGUGAGAUACUUCGUCGAUUCUAGGUGCUUUCCUUUUUUUCAAGCAAGCCGAAUUUUCAGACGACGGUCUGCCUUGGGCUUCUUUGAUUUGUUUUUAUUUCAAAUCAUCACAAACUACUUUAUCCCUCACGGGGAGGUCAUCCACGCAUUGUAGGCACCCUGUCCUUUUGCUACCAAUCUCGCGAUAACUUUUUUCACUUUACCGAAAACGAAAGACGAAGAAGGACUCCGAGAAUACGGCCCUGCUUGAGGCGACCCAGCGGCUGCAGGCCGAACUGGACUCCCAACGAACCCGUCUGCGGGUUCUCCUGCAAGAGAGACGUCUCUCUACCGCCCAACUGCAGACUCUCCGUGCAACUGUAGAUGCCCUUCAGCUGGCAUCACAGACAGCCGAGGAGGAGAAAAGAGCGCUGCAGAAUUCUCUUAGUGUAAGCUAGCCUAUCUUUAUUCGCAUGGAGCAAUUAAGAAGACUGUUUGGCGAGUAUACGCGUGCAUUCGAUGAAUUCUCACCUGCCCUGUACGAGACACAAACUGAAGCGUGUGAGCGAUAAGUUCAAUCGAUUGCGGUUCGUCUUUUCAUACAAACGAGGUAUGUGAAUAGAGAGGGGAGGGGGGAGAGUGGAGGCAGCAAGUGAUAGUGAGGGUUAGGUAGAGACGUGCCACAAGCGGGGGGAGUGAAGGGGACCGGGUUGCGGAGACAUUUAAUCGAUCCUUGCCCACGACAGACGCGGAGCGUGCAAGAGGGUUCAUCUGCGCGCACAGGACCGGCCUCUGUGGCCUGCUGGCAGUCGCCUCUGCUGUUGCUAGUAAGUGCUGACCAAAUCGCUUGGGGAUAGUUAGGUGGGGCCUCGUAACUUGCACGGAAGGCUUCGUUGGGAUCCACACGAUGCGCAGGACCAACCAUGUGUGCGAGGAUGGAGCUGGGUAUGCUGUUAACUUUACCUUUCCUCAGCUAUGCCGGCGGAUGUUCUGGUAUUCGUGUUCUCGUUAUCCGCGUUCCGGUGUUUUGAGGCAGAUUUUAAAAAGUGGUCGGACAGGGAGAUUUGGAUACCACGUUGUACAGGUGGCUUUGCGAUAAGUUUCGGAAGAACAUCUAUUCUCGUGUCUUCCUUUCUACACUUAUCCCCCCUGAAACUUCCGACAAAGCCGCCUGGAAUAUGCGGCGGUCCAUAUUCCUGUUUUCAACCGUUUAAAUUUUACAGAAAACCGUCGACCGACCCCUGUUAAACGUACAAAUUUAAGCGAUUGUCAUCAGACGUUUGCUUAAGUGUGUGAGUGCAGUUACAUGUCAGAAAGAGUACAGUUCUUGUUUUUGACCUCGCUGCGAAUCUAGUCACAAUCUCCUGUACUUUUUCCGCCAGCUUUUGUGGCAGAAUAAUAUGUUCAUCUUACUUUUCUUACUUAUACAAAACGCCUCAUUGGAUACAACGAAACUGGAAGGAUUCAGGUUCAUUCAUUGCUUGUAGUGGACCAACUGUUUGGUGGCGCUCGACUUUCCAGACCGUCACUUCCGAUUAUCCGAUUAUCACUAAUUAGCUGGCGAAUACGGUAUACUUCGUCGAGGUGGGAUUAUGAUUUGUCAUACUUGGAUUUAUGCAUAAAUGAACUAAUUCUGCUUGGAAUAUUUGUAAAAGAGCUGAACAAUUUCACCCCACAGACAGCAUAGACAUUCCUGAUCAUUGUACUGAUGAGGUCUUUAUUUUAACAAAUGGACAAAUUGAUCUGACUGAAUUUCCGCUGAGGCUAAGCCCAUUUAUUCCUUUUCACAUUUCAUAUUGGGAAGUGAAGUGAGAAAUUCACUUUCCGUGUUAAACGUACUGAAAGCAGACAUAAUCAGCCGUUUCGUCCAAUAGUUUUGAUGUAGCGUAAGUGUGGGAAAUCCGCUAGUUCUCACGUUUUCACGCCUUCGAUCAAAAAAAUCAGCUUAGGACAUCUAGCGGAAGGUGGACGCCAAGUUAGCCUAAACGAGGGAUUUAUAAUAGUCCAUCAAAAACAGCGUUCCAAAUGGAGCCACGGCGACGGCGUAUCCCGACCAUGCCAGUAAAAGGUGUCAUACAAAGAAGACCCAGCCGCCUGAACUCAGAAGAUCUUGGUACAGGCUCAUUGAUUACCCAGGUCUUACACCCGCAUUAACUAUCCCCCGUGUUCACUGACCCUCGACCUAUAGAGGUACACUCAAGCGUCACUCUAAAAGUCCAUUCUCUUAAUUGCCCUUCGUUACUGGCCUAGCCAUCCAGCACGGAGGCUCGUAUCCCUCCCCAGUCAACCUCAAACGUCCAUCCACGACCAACGGGACAAAGCCAUAUAAUCGGAGUGACCCUAUGGCAGUCUGUUUAUGGUAAAUUAUACGUUUAUAUCUGGCGAAAGACUCAGUUCUCACGUACAGCCUCUCUGUGCCGUCAUACAAACGAUGCACAGGCCAACCUUGCUGGGGAAGAUCCUGAUUUAGAUAUUAUCAAAAAGUUCAUCACCAAACUGUGCGGACGAUUCGCGUGCUUCCUACUCCAGCUACUUUCUACAGAAUGCAUUUGCUGUUCGACUGCCCCCCCCCCCCGCUUAGUCUCGUAAUCGGGAGUUGACCUGUGCAUCUGUUAUGACCCUGCCCGGUACUUGAAAGCACGUGGGAGCGUAUGCGUACCGACCCUUGUCCCAAAUACCAACGCGGCAGAGAAGGAGAACGCGACCGGCCACGAAAAUGUGUAUUAGGAAAUUGCAAGUUAAAAUUAACUAGAUGUAACGCAUAUUUAUAACGCCCUUCUGUGGUUCGCCGGCAUUCGGCCCAAUGCCCUUCGGGAAGAACAUUCCAGACGAGCCGGUCGGUAAUUCGAAUAUGCAGAUCGAUCAGACCCGAGGGGAAGAGCCAAUGGAGAGGCGCCGCGAUUAAGAUGACAGCGCAGCAGAGAAAACGCACGUGGUCUCCAGUGAUUGGCUGGUUCUUGUUUUUGCGAGUGUAGCCACUCUCAACAGGAUCGUGACACUUCGAUCACCGCAAGCGACGACUCCUAGCAACUGUCCCACAGAGGGGGAACGGUUUCAGUGGCCUGUACGUGAAUCAGUUUAUGGUGGGACAGACUUGCACAGCAUCUGCCGCACUUUCUCUUCCCACAUCCACCUUGGCCCGAUGUUCAGACAGUGUCAAGGCAAUCGGAAGUGGCCUUGGGGUCAUAGAGCUUAGGUUUGGCGGAUCCGUGAUGGUGCUUGUUGGAUCUCCACUUAUGGGAUUUUGUUGGAAUCGUGCCUUUGUGCGCGGGAUGCUUGGACGUAGUCAAGAAGGAAAGCCCCGAGUUCGUGAUCUUGUGAAGUUUGUAUGAGCGUCGUACAUCCGCACAAACGAAUCAUCCCCAUAUUAAACUGAUGUGCGCCGUAGUAAUCAAACCUAUAACAAUGCCUAAUUAACGCGCACGCUCUGCGUGACUGCCAUCCGCUGUUAUUCUGUGUCAUCGGGCUCUAACCUUUCGCACGUAAUCAGAAAAAUAAAAACAUACUACCUACUUUGUUAAAGUAGCGAGAUUCGUGUAAAUGUGGAUAAUCAACCGUCGCUGGAGUGGGUGGCUAUAAGCCAAUUCUGCCCACAGGCGCACGGCUGUCCAAAACAAAAACGACUGGCGUAAUCUCGUCAGCCGCUCCAAAUGAACUUACCCCCUGCGAGUCUCAUUCUUCAGGCAUCCAUAUGCACCUGGCCAUAACUUACUCUGGAACUAAGGUGCGCCCACGAUCUCAGCUGCUACGACAGUCUCUAUUCCACCCCCACGUACCCUACGCUCUCUAGCCUUACUGAUCCGGUAGACUGCGCUUAGUAUUUCGUCUCCAUCAUGUCCGGUUCUUUCUUUCUAUUGUUUCUCUAUCUACAGCAAUAUAUCGCUACUUCCGUUUCCCUAUCAAUCUCUCGGUAAUGAUAUGCCUUCUGUGUUUAGCCAGAUGCAAUUAUCUACCCAAAUAUUUUUUAGCUAUAUGUGCAACUGCGCCAACUUUUGCUUAGUUGACUUCCAUGAAACGAUGAGUUAGUAAAUCGAGGCGCAAGUACAAACGCGCAUAUACCUCUGCACAGGUGCGUUAUUCGUCAAAACUUCUGGCCUAUUUGCAAUGACAAGCGAGGCUACUGAGUUUGGGGUUGGCCUUUAAAUAUUCCUGGACAUCAUGCCGUUCUGACUGUCCCUGAGUAGUUGCCAGAAAAGCUGCUCUCCUUGUAGACCUCUGCUGUUUCGCCGGCUAGCAAAUUCUCUUCCAAAUGAGGGUCUGCGACAAACACACUCUCGAAGAAACCAAAAGUCGUCCUGUGCUGCAAAUGUUUUGUGCUGUGGUAUUUUAUGUACAGUCCCAAAAAAUCUGGACGAAUCUUCUGAUGCAAUUCGUGUGUUUAACGGAAACACUGUUGUCCUGAUGGUUUGCAAAACGUCUCCGUACUCCUAACCUAUUUCUAGGUGCUCUAGUGUCAAUGAGAAUAUUUCGGUGAGUGACCUCGCUGGUGGUAGGGGUCGCUCACCGAUCGUUCUUAAGGAAUUCAAUCGUUCCGUAAGAACGAUCCGUGAGCGGCUCCUACCACUUUAUAUUCCCGAUCGAAAACCGACAGGGCAACGGGUUUGUGGUUCAGUGGUUAGAGGCGUGGACUUCUAACAAACAGGUCGCAAGUUCGAGCCUCGAGUGUGCCACACUUCAGGGUUGGGUAUGACUGGCUGACGACGGCUAAUAAGCCAGAAAUGGCCAUUCCAGUCUCCCUUGCCUUUGUCGGUAAUAUUAUUCUGACCGCGGUGGUGCUAAACGAGCUCUCAAAGGACUAAUUUGAUGGCCGUUUUGUCUGCAAAGUAUGCAUCCAAUAAAGGUAAACUGUGGGAAAGCAUAUUUUCAACCUCACGUCGCACUUUGCUGACAUUCGAAGAAUAUUCGUCUGGGCCCGAGAACCAGCGGUGUGACCAUGAGACGUAAUGGACUCUGGGCUGUGCCGAUCUGCUCGUGUAUUAAGUCGUCUUUCCGUCUUACAGAUUAAUGAACCACAAAAAAUCAAAAAAAGUGGCCGAAGUCCUCAAAUGUGACUGUAGGUUGAAAGUGCCUGUGAGAUGAAGGGACAGUGCAGAUAGUCGCAGGGCUUCAUAUCAGCUGAUUAUACAGUGCGUGACCGAUCUCAUGAAAUUUUGGCCUAAAUUCUGGAAUGCGUUUUCGAUUAGUAAGAAUUACCUAUUUGGGGUUGUAAUAGUAAUUAUCAUACGACAUAAUCCCAUCGUAUUUCAGACUCGCCAAGGUGUCAUUUCUUUAAUGCAUUCUUUUUUUGACAUGCAGAAACCUCACUCGGUAAAAAUGGCCACUUGAGUAGCAUGCAUUAUUUGUAAUGAUUUUCAGUAGUCUUGCAAAUUCGAAUGCAUUUUAUAGAAAACAUGCAAAAAAAUAUGGUUUUUACUUGGUUGGUAUAAAAUCACAUUGUCUUUCUAUCUCAUACCCGAAAAAGUGUAUACUUUGGUUUUAUAAAGUUUCCAAAUUCCCAAAUAUUUUUCAGCCUGAUCGGCCAUUAAAUCAGCGUUUAGCAAUUUGGGUCUACAAGGUGUAUGCCUUCCGCGUAAUGAAAAUCUUACACUCCUCUAUGGCUAUAACAAGAUGCUAUAUAGGGUUCAUAAAAUUCCGCAACGGAUUCGGGCUACUUGUACAUCCCAUGAGGAGAAUUGGUAAACGUACAUGUGCGAUGCUGUAUAUGCGGACACCACACGGUUUUAAAAACCUCAUAAUUAAAAACCCUUUAAAACCCAAAUAUGCACUUUCUUUGGGUAUAAAUACGAAGACAAUGUGAUUCUCUACCAAACGAAUAAAAGAAAGCCCAUUUUUGUGCAUGUUUUCUACAAAAUGCAUUUGAAUUUAUAAGACCAUCGAAAAUACCUAUGAAAAAUGCAUGCCACUUAAGUAGUCAUUUUUUACGAAGUGUGGUUUCUGCAGGAGGUCAAAAGGAGUUCAUUCAAAAGCCGACAUCCUGACGAGUUCGAAAUACUAUAGGAUUUUGCUGCAUGAUAAUCAGUAUUGCAACUUCACCUAAGUAAUCCUUCCUAAUCAAAAACGUAUUUCAGAGUUUCAGCCAACAGUUCGAUCACGCAGUGUAUGUUGGCCUUCGCUUUUCGAUUUUACGAACAAGGAAAUUACUCCCCAAGAAAUCCAUGUUUUUCGAUCGAUUUUCGGCAAUUUACCAGUCGUAUCUGUCUUCUAGAGAAUCGCGCCUCCCUGAAAUCUACUUGUAAAAUUCUGAAAAUAUUAUAUCCUCAAAAGCGGUUUUAUUCUAGGAUUCUUGAGGCACCUGAUUCAAUGAAUAUAUAGCGCGAUAACGCAAACAUGGGAACUAAGUACACGGAUUGUUUUCCAGAAGUUUAUAACUUUGCUCCUGGAAACGUUCGAGGAAUGCAUCAUGUUUAGUCAUCAGAAGAAACGAAGGCAGGGAAUGAGGAGUAAGUUGUAGGUGAGGGAUUACGAGAAUAACCCCAAUGUUUUCAUGUCCCGGCCGCUAGAGCUGAUCGAGGGGGCAUGAUCAUAGUUCAGAAAUAUUGCCGUCGCUAACGCUGCUGUCGUGCUAAACCUCUCCUUGAGAUUUUUAAUGAACCGCCAUGAUAGCCUCCUUUUAGAAAAAAAAACAUUUAUCCUCUCAGAAAGUCAUUUUUCCCCACUUCAAUUUAAGGCGACUCUCCCUCAACCUGGAACCAUCUACGGUGUCCAUAAAAAAUAUGCAGAACAGUCAGUAUUAAAUCUGCUUUUGAAGUUCCCAGAGUGGAUGUAGUCAGAAAAUGCAUUGACCGUCUACAUUGCAGGUCCAAGUGAAAAAAUACGAAGGCCUACUGAUGAAUGUGUGUUUUGCAGUCUCUGACUGUGCCUUGGAGAUAUUCGUGCGCUCUCAGGACGGAAAUGCCUUAGACGCCAGAGCACCUUCGACUCGCUGUUCCUCUGCUCUUUCCAGUAUUGGUAAGAUCAUCUUCCCCGCUCUGCCAAAUCCCCUGUCCUCAAGUACAAAGUGUAGUUACACUUCCUUCCUUUUCUACCUACCUCUACGUCCUCCAGAUUCCGGUCGUGUAUCUGAGAAUGCAACCAAGUGCGCUGCCGGGCUUCUAAACCUCUCACAGGAGGCGGUGUCAGAUCUCAUCGCGCUGAGGCCAAGGCUGUCUGCUCUCGCCCCCAGUGGGCAUCCCUGCCUCACCGACCGAUGUACCGCGCAGGCAAUUGUUGCUGCGCUUAAGUGGCCAAAGGCCUGUCAGGUCCGCCUGGAAAAAGUAAGCGUUUUGACCACUUAAGCUGGACGUUUCUUGUAUGUUGCAACAAGCUGAAUUUCGUAAGCAGGCUGGUCCGGGGAAAAAUGUAGGCAACUGACCUGCUUGUUUUGUCCCUGACGUCUCUUUUUCGUCGGAUGAGAAGCGGAACCUGUUUUAGGUUGGAAAAUUGCAAGGGAGGGGGAACUUUUGUGGAUUAGACGACUUCCGGAAUAGAAUAAUUAUGAACAACAGAAACAAUCAUAACUGACUAAACGCGUCAGACGUUUGGCUGUAAUGACUUAAGUUGUCACCCAAACCAAUCGCAAUGAUCUCAAACGGAGACAAGGACCGAUGCUGCCUAUGAGAGGAAGUCUUAUCGAAACGUGUGAUUAAUGAGCAGCAAAGUGAGGAGAUAGGCGGUUUCGGGAUACUCAGUAGAUAAUCACUACUUAAGUAGCACGGAAUUUUACCUAUUGAUUUUCGAUGCCUUUGUAAAUUCGGUUAUAUUUUAUGGAAAACGUGCGCAAAAACAUUCGUUGUUGCACGUAUGUGUUAAAAAAUAACAUCCUCAUAUAUUUAACUUGGAGCGAGAGUAUUUAUCAAUUUUCAAAAGCUAUUCGUUUCCUUAAUAAUUUUUUUCUCACCUAUCUGUAAGCUUGCAUUCAGGGUUUACAAACUACAUCUUAUAUACAUUGCGUCGAAAAGCUAUAACACAUUUCUCCACGCUGUUCGGAAGAUGUCAUAUAGGACUCAUAAAGUUGUGCAUAAAGUUUUGCAUGUUUUUCAAAAAUAUAGUGGAAUUUAUAAGAAAAUCCAAAUUUAAUGCAAAAAAAUCAUACUACUCGGGUGGUCAUUUUUAACAAGUGCUGUCUUAAGAAGCGGCCGGGAAAAGGCUAGUUCAGAGGCCUGCAUUCUGUUUGACCCGAAAUGUCUUAGAUUUAUCCCGCGCAUUUAUUAAUAUCACAACCCUAUUUAACCAAUCUUUUCGAAUAGGAAACAUAUUUGAGAAUGUUGGUUAACCUUUUUAUUAAAGAGCACAUUUGAUGUAUUUAUGUCAAAUAUUUCGUCAAAAUUAGUAAAGCAGCGAGUAUUAAAUGUUUCGCAGGAAUUCAUCCUGGGCGAUAUGGGCGCUUGCUGUUAUCACAACGCAUAUUACGUGAACGCGUUUACGGUUUCGCACAAAUGGAAGGGUUUUAAAGCUCAAAUCAGUAAAAAUCGGGAGAUGGCACCCAAAAAAAUCCGUUACCCAGAAACAAUACCUUUAACAGUGAACUCAAACGCCUUCAGGCUAUCUCAGCGGUUGCAGGCCUACUUUCACACAUUACGUGGACAUUCUGCGACGGCCUAGCAUGAGCUGGCCGAACGAACAUCGCAGGAGGUUACAUGGACGAUGGUCGCCGUUACCCAACCUUCCCCAUCGUUAUACACGUACACCUGAAUAUACGCCAUACAUUCACAUUAUUGUAGUUUAUUACAAAACAAAAACACUUUUAAAUAGGAUACGUCUGCACAGCAUGGGAACGGAAAAAUUCCCAGGUAUCUGUCAAAGACAUAGUAUUGAGGUCAAACCAAAGACGAUACUGUACUUCGUCUGUGUGAGCCCACACAGCUUGACCACAUACAGGGCCUCCCUUGUGGAGUUUCCUUUUCAGUCUACUCCAGUAUGCCUCAAUGGCAUUGGCGUGCCGUCCGGUGUUAGGGUCCUUGAAGUUCUUUGAAUGGUUAACAGAGAAAUGUAGAUAACCUUCUGAGGGAAGACGAUUAUACAUCUUGUCCUCGUCCGUUACUACUAUACUGCCUUUGGCGACCCAUUUUGUAAUAACGGAACGGAGAGCGGAAAAUAAUUACACAGUUCUAGACUGUUGGCUACUUGUUGGCGGGUUGUGAAUAUUCCGCAGUUAUUCCGCAGUAGCUGAUGCAUUUCGGUUCAAAUAUCCAUAUGAACUUUCCGAAAAGGUCUGUUCCAAAGAAUUUUCUCCAAGUUAGCCCAUUUUUUCCCUCGGAAAUUAAUCAAGGCAAGGUAAAACUGGAGUACAUAUACCAGAAAAAAAUACGGGGAAGGUUGGCGGACCCGUUGGUGAGCCUCGCGUCUGCGUCAGGCAGCGGCACAAGAUCGGCGAACACGCUUGUCUGGGCUCGCGUGUUUACUGGUAUAUGAACUCCAGUUUCAUCCUGCCUUGUAUAGUAAAGAAUCACAUAGUUGUAUACUACCGGUUGCCUGUUAGCAGUUUGUGAAUAUUUGGCGAUUAUUUCGAAGUGGCUGAUGGAUAGUAGCUUAGAUAUUUCUAUCAAACUUCGGACCGUGCUAGAAAAGGUAUGUUCUGAACAAUUUACUCUAAGUCCGCGCAUUAAGUUCCUCAGAAAUUAAACAUUGCAAGGCAAAACUGGAGUUCCCAUGCCAGCAAACACACGGGGAAGGCUGGAGAACCCAUUGAUGAGCCGAACGCCUCGCGGCUGCAUCAGGCAGCGGCGCAAGAUCGGCGAACACGCGUGUCUGAACUUUUAACUGGUACCUGUGUUGUCGGUAUGGUAAAUAAUGGCACAAAUCAAGCACGGCGAUUUGACGCUCCAAAUAUGCCGGCAUUAGUAGUUCCUUUACUGUCGCACGUAACGGCCAUUCCUGCGGUCUUUCCUGCUACUUCGUUACUCGUCUCCAUUCUUCUAGUCAUAUUUAGUUUCAUAAUGAUAUUUUCCACCCAAAUCGCAAAACAUGCCGUCACAGUCAUAUCGAGGAAGGGAAUAAUCCUAUAUUGCAUGAUUUCCAAAUAAGCUGUAUUUCCAAUGUAGAAACGCCUUAGAUAGUAGCCAAGUGAGAAACGUUUUCGCUGAGAUUCAUAAUGGUUUAUUUCCUACACGCCGGAUAAGUGUUAGACAACUGGUGACGUUAUUCGGAGUCGGGGUUGUUUCUCUUCGUCAAAUCAGCUAUUGGAGAAAUAUGCUGAAUGAAACUGCUGUUCAGAAUAUAAAAAUGAUUAUCAAUUAGAAUUGUCGGACGUGAGUAGCAAUAGUAUGGGUGUUUGCCCCUGGCCCCAAACCUUCAGGAGAAGUCGACUUAAAUGUAUUAGGACUAAUUGCGAUGGAACGGUUGGUCCAAAGGGCAAGGGACCGUGAAGAAGAGUCAACAGAACAAAGAGUGUGAAUGUGGCAAGCACCUACUCCCUAUUUAGAAACUUCCAAAUGUGACAGUGGGCAGUGCUCUGGUGAUUGGAACCUUCGUCAUUCGUGUGCUCUCUUCAGCCCUCACAGUUUCAGAGGCUCUGAAGGCCCCGAGAGCCCUGUUUUGUUAACAUGCAGAACUGUGGCUUGCCUGAUCGUCAGCGACUCUCGUCCCUCGACCACCCCUGUCUCUUGUGCGGGAUGCUCUGGCGUUAAAACAUCCGACAGAACCUUUUUCUUCGAAUUUUGCUUGAUGCUGUCUGGUGCCUUGUAUCGCGCGAGCCAAGCCGUUCCAUCUUUUUUGCUGGUAACCCCCUCAUUUUUAUGAAUUUUUCAGUCACUAGUCUGUGAUUAUUGACUGAGUCCCGUUUUGUUGAAUGUGAGCAAACGGCGCUCAAAAUUCAUCUGCUGUACCAUUAAAAUAUCAUUUUUUAAUAUUUGAUGUCUACAGUUUUUUGACAUGGUCAGCCAAUAUGUGACAGAGGAUUCAUUUUCUCACGAAAGCAAUGUUACAGUGCACAUAAUUAAGUUUUAUGGCAUUGGUUAAUAAAAAAAAUUCGUUUGCCAUUUUUCCUUUUUUUAACUCCACACUAGCACUCGUCGGGGGUAUUUGCUUCACAUCCCAAGGGCGAAAAAUGGGAAUCGAAUUUCCGUUUCUCACCUGGCCUAAAUCUAAUGGCGACCGAUUUUUUUUGAAUUCUCAACCUCUCGCCAUUCCUUAUCUAUUAGUUUUUCGUUUUUUUUAACUGAAAAGCUAAGAGUCCCCGUCCAACGGGUGGAUGAAAUCUCCUUUUUCCCCAGUUUGCGUAUUUCACGACCUGAUCAAUUGCCCUAAACUGGUGACUUUGUUUUUAACUUUCCCGCCUGAUCUUAUGGAUUGUCUUCGCAGCUUCCGGUGUCACUGUGAGCGUCUUAGCGAAAUUAUUUAAAGCCACUAAUUCAUAUCUGUGACGUAAAUCGUGUCCACUCAAACUGUAAUGUUCACAAAAUAAGCCCAUUCGGAAUAACUUAUUCUUUUCCUAUCGUGUAGAAAAUGCAUUGACGUACUACUGUGUAUUUCAUUCGUUUACUGCGCACGACUAUUCUCCAUGCUGCCUUUAAAUAGAAAGUUCCGGUUUUUAAAGCAGAGCUUUGGGACCUGACAUCUAAGCUGCUCAUACAACUUGCUGUUCUGUUUUUAACUUGAUAGCUUUCAUAUACGACUGCAAGUCAUUCUUCAUGGUGUAUACGUCUUUUACUGACAUAUCGGGGUUUUUAGGCUACUUAUUUUUUCAUGAAAUUAGUAAAGCAAGCUGCAUUUUUAGGAUUUGUAAUUAUUAAAUGUUUUGAGGACUUAAUGUUUUCAAACGGGAAGUUGGAUAUCAUUUUCUGAUGAUGUGGAUUGCGAAAAUACGAAUUUGCCGACAUCCUGUAAUGCCUCCAUUAUGCGACGCACUCGAACCGCAUUUAAGGACUGCACGACAGUUUAUGUAAUUAAGCAGUACUUGCGGCUAAUUUAUCUCACUCGGCCUAGAGAAUAGUCCGAGCGUAAGGUAAUCCCUGGCAUCUCGGUUUUUAGAUGUGUGCUUAAGUGUACUUGUAACUCUUGUCUGUAGGCGUUCUAACAUUUCCAUCAAAAAAUGUAGUAGGUAGACUAAUUCAUGAAAUGUCAACCAAAAUUCAGAAAUGUAUUUUCGUUUCAGAAAGAUUAAUUAAGUGGAGUUGUAAAAGCAAUCAUCUUGCAGCAUAAUUCUAUAAUAAAUCAGUCACCUCAGAAUUUCGGCUUUCAAAUGGACCUCUUUUCUUCUGCAUACAGAAACUAUAUUCUGCAAAAAAUGACUACUAAAUUAACAUGCAUUUUUGCAGUGAUUUUUGAUUCUCUCAAAAAUGCAAUUAUCUUUCAUAGAAAACAUGUAUACAAAUAUUCAUUCCUGUGCUCAUUGAGUAGAAAUUACGUCUUCUUCCAAUUUUAUACUCAACAUGGGGGCAUAAUUCAGUUUUAAAAAGUCUCUAAUUAUGUGAUUUUUUGAUACCGUGCAUUGCCCGUUCAUAAAACAUCAGGCAAAAGAAUGAAUAUUUUCAUACAUGUUUUUUAUGAAACAAUUGAACCUAACCAAUGUGGCUUGUAAAGUUGGCAAUAUAGCUCAAAUCCACUGUUACAUUUUAUGAGUACCAUAUAGUCUCCUCUUAAUACCGUAGAGAAACGUAUAAUUUUCCGUACACGGAAAAUACGCAGUCUGUAGUUUGGAAACCCUGAAUGCAGGUGUAACGGCAAGUCGGGUUCAAAAUUACUCGGGAAUAAGAAAAGUUUUUUUAAAACUGAUUUUUACCCUUCCUUGGAGUUUUAAAUUGAAAGAGGAUGUAAUUUUUCGCCAAGUGAGUAAAAGGGUGAAUAUUUUUAUGCAUGUUCUCUAUGAAAUAUAAUUGAACUCAUGGGGCAUCGGAAAUCAAAGAGAAAAUUUGAUGGUACAUAAAUAGACAUUUUUUACAGAGUUUGAAUUUUGAAUUCAGCCGGAAAGAAGUUCAUUCGAAAGCCGGCAUCCUGAGGUAACUGAAAUGUUCUAGACUUAUGUUGCACGCUGUCUGGUUCACAACCCUACUUAAUUAAUCUUUUCGAAGCGAAAACGCAUUUAGGAAUUUUGGUUGACAUUUCAUGAGUUAAUCCACCUAUUGUGUCUAGGGUUUCGUAUAUUUUCCGAGUAACGUAUAAAGGAGCAGUCAUGUCCUUUUGGGCGGCGUACAUGGUAGUUUAUUUUUGAACCUUAAAUAUUAGGAGACCGUAACGCAAGUUUGAACAAUCUAAUAUGUACACAAAUUUUCGGAGAGAGGCCAUUUUACAUGGUAACAUAUGAUUAUUAAAAAAUGGCGUUUUCAACUGUGUUCCAGGAAGUGCUUUCUUUCCGUCAAAAAUAAACCCGGGAGUUAUAAUACCGAAUUAUCGAUUGACUCAUGGGCGUGUCCACAUCACAUGCUUGAGUGGGUUCUCCGUUUAAAUUCUCCGUUUCCCGGUGUGCUGAAAUAUAUUUUGAUGACAUCCUAUGAAUAUGAGCUUGGUAACUCUGGUAAAGUAAUAAUUUGUGCUUGAAAUCACACCCCAGAAACUUCGGUGGGCCCUCGUUCGUUACGUUACGUACUAGAAAUACGCACUGCGUAUUAGUCAGUUUCGUGAGAACGCAAACUUUGCGAAACUUCAUUGCAAUCGGUUACUUUUUUCUACCCACUGAGGCUGCUGUGACUUCACACGCUUACCUGUUCACCAUUGUCUGCGUUGUUUAAUUCGAUAUACUGUGUAUGAUGUCAGGAUGUUGGUAACACGGUGAGAAGGAUUUUGCAUGAAUCCAAGGGAACGAUUUCUAUGCGCUGUUCAACCCGCGCUGUCAGGCCGGAUUUCGUUUGUCUUCGACGCAUAAGCUUGGUGUUUGAAUUACCGCAUUUGCCAGCUUAAUGCUUGUGAGCAUUGACGUUUGAGCUUAUGACAUGCCGUUGUUUCUGGGGAAGUGACUCUAUGAGUUUUUUUCUUUUUUAGAAUGAAUUAUGCAGCCAGUACUUGGACGAAUUUCGUUCAAUUCUAGCCGCCCUACUGAAACUCGAUCACUAG